AUGACGGGCAGCUGCACCCCAGCGGACAUGGUGAGAGCACUGACUGACAGGGUUUCACCCAUAACCAUUCACAUGCAUUUUAUAACCAGGCUUUUUAACCUAAAGUGAUGUAAAUUAACUGAGAAUCUCCUUCUUGGUGUUCAGAUGGGCCCACUAUGACAGUGAUUUGGAACUGUACACCAAACAGCCAUAACAUUAGGAACACCUGGCCAGAGAAAUAUAAUCCAUUAAAAUAGCUUGAGCACACAUUUUACUGCUAAAAAGCUUCAAAAUGUUUGUUGACAUUGAACAUAGGGGUUAUUUAUGUUUUUUAAUUAGUUAUGGUGUCCUUCAUAUUGUGUCCUCUUCAUUGAUAAAACACUAGAAAACCUUUCAAUUAAGUGCACCUCUGCAGGAAAUGUAGAAGCUUCAUAGAAUGUAAGGUAGAGCUGUUGCAUUGGGCUGUAUUGCAUUGUGGAUUAUAUUGUUUCGGCUGGUCGGCUGUGAAUUUCUCUUCCCUCUAACUGAUAUAAUCCUUCUCAAAGAAGCUAAGUUCACCUUUUGUUAGGUUUGCUAGCUAUAUAGAUACUCACGAGGCUUUUUUUUAUUAUUGAUAAUGUAUUUUGUCCUGUAGUUUUAGGCAAUCAUUAGCUUUCAUUGAUUUCUUUGUAGCUUGAAGGUGUAAAGGAAGCCUCUGAAACCUCAUUAUCUGCUCAUCUAUCAGAGAGAGCAUCAAUUCUGUAUUCAUUAGUGUAUUUAAUUCAAGUCAGUAAACUGAAUAGCUUCUAUAUAAAAUAAUGAAACCACUCCUUUUAUCCAAUGGGAACAUGUAGAAUUAACUGACUUUGGAUCAGAUUUGUUUGGUCGUAUUAGCUCUCAGAUUUUCCUGCCAGUCUCUUCUCAAAUUAUCCCGUUUUGUCCUCACUGGAGUUUACUGUUUUCUUUUUCACAACAGCUGCUGAAGUAGCUGUACUUUGAAAGACAGCUAAACUUUAUGACCCUGGGCCCGUGGUCAUCAUCAGGUGACUUUAUCAGCUUACCCCCACCCACUAAAGACACUAUCCUCUUAUGACUUACAGUAUUUACUUGUUUUACACAAGCUUCCUGGUUGUGUUGUCAUCAGAAAGAGUUAUGCCAGCUACUCAUGAGUGAGCUGUUUCUCAAAUUAAAAGGCGUAUAAAGUACGUCCAGUCGGGUUUACCAAGUCUCAGACACAAUAUUCCUCUCUCAGACUGCUAGUCAUCGUUGUUGCUGAAGUGUGGUGGCUCUAAGAAUACCUCCUGGUCUAUGUAUAGAAAGGAUAAAACCACGUAAUGUGCCCCUCGAUGCAGAGACCAGCUAUCCCAGCUGUGCCUGUGCUCCUGCUACGUCCACAUUCAGCUGAUCCCCUGAAACAGCAGGUCCAUUAUGCUGUCAGGAUAUUGGGAUAAUGCUGCGAGGAAGUUAGAUGUGAGCCGGCCUCUCUGUAUAUGUGGUCCUGUUGAAGCUAAAGCAUCUAAGUAUAGCACAUAGACAAGAAUUUCCAUGGAUUAUGGACGUAAUCAUGGGCUGAAUGUUUUAUAUGCGGACCUGAUAUAAUGUUGACGCUAAAUCCUCGAGAACACUGAAGAAUAUUCAUGAAAGUCAGCUGUUAUGUCACCGGCUGUGUCCUACAGUGAGACUAAAUAUUACCUUGAGCCAGAGUGUGUUAAAGGUCAGUUUACAGUUGUCUGUUGUGUUUCACUUGAAUGACAUUUUUCCUUGACCUGUUGACCAGCUGAUACCAAGCACUGCUCAGGAAACAUCAUAUACUUACUCCUGCUGAAAAAAAACAUUCAUUUGUAACAUUUACUUCUGUUUUUACAUGAGUUUUAAUAAAGGUUUUACAAAUUAUGGCAUCAAUAUGGUAUGCUGACUUGUAAACCUACUGAUACCAAUGCAGGUAUUGAAAGUAACCCGGGAUUCCCACCGCAUCCGGAACAGUUUAGAUCCGAAACGGCGGUGAUUCUUGCCAUACGCCAAUUCCUACCAAGUCCGUUUGUGAGACAGAUUAUGUGGUGGAUUACGGAUAGUGGAAAUCGCAAGAACUCACAAGAACCUGCAGAUUUACGUGCAAUCGCGUGAUAACGAGUUCCUUUCCAGCGCGGGUUAAUCUGUGCUGAAUUUAUCCGGCAUGUUCCGGCGUGCAGAAAAAAUAGAACUCUUGCGAUCAGCUGAGGAGUCCAGCGAUCUGCAGCGGAACAGAAAGAAGCCGGUGAAAAUUGACACAUUAACUUGAAUGGUUGCCAUCGGUGGAUACAGCCUUUUCGUAGCCGUUCCGGAUGCGGUGGAAAUUGGGGGUUAGGGUUAGGGUUGCGGAAACCAACGUCAAUACAGAUUUUUGAUCUUGCAUCUACACUAGGGAUGGGCAAUAUGGGCUAAAAAAUUGAUCACAAUAAGUUUUGUCAUUUUGGCGAUAACGAAAAAAGUCCUGAUAAAAAAAUAUUACAAUUCCAAUCCAUGUUUUUGACUCAUUCUGUCUUGACAACACCGGUUGUCAUAGUCAAAUAAGAGACGUAACCACAAGUUUAAGUGGUAGGUUAUGGAGAAAAGUAGUGACAUCAAAAAAGUCUGAAAUGUGAAAACACUUUCAACACUUAUUCAAAACUCUUACUACAUAGAGUGAACAGCAGCAGAUCCACGGUUCAAUGUCAGGCAAACCUGAUCACACUCAUCUAAGCCCCAAUCUUGAAGAAAAUCCCUGCUAAAUGGAGACUCAUUUAGCAACGAGCCGCUCAGAGACGCCUUCUUCACCACCUUCUGUCAUGUUUGUUUGUUAUUCUGCUCUUUGUGGGCUACGGCUGCAACUCCGUCACUCACGCCUACGUCAUCAACUUGCAUUUAUCGUGAGAUGGCAAAUAUUCAUCGUGGAGAAUUUUUCUGACAAUAAAUCGUGAACCAUAAUUUAUCGCCCAUCCCUAAUGCACUCCAGCUGCUCCUUCCUUCAGCCGGCAGACCUUUGGUUAGAGCCUCCUGCAGCACUGCUAGUGUCUUUAAACAACACACAGAAUUUCUGCCAGCUGGUUUAAAGCUCAGCCUGAUUUGUGCUCUAAAAUUUCCCUGUAGGGGAAGUAUCACAUUAUUAUCGCAUCAAUCAUCCCCGGGGUCGUACUUGCAGUUCACUUUUCCUUCAGUUGGUAGUAAUCGUUUUUCAUCUGUUAACUCUCAGGAAUUGUUUUAAACCGGCUUUUAUUGUUGCCAGCGCUGUUGUCUUCAGGCCCGUGUUAUUCACAUCCCUGCAGCUUUAAUAUAGAGGCCAAAUUCUGCACAUUUGUAAGACAUCUUCUUCUGCCGGUGUAAAUCUCAAGACAAAAAUCAGGCUAGCUCUGUGCAUUCCCAGAAGAAAUAUGGGGAAGCAUCAUCAUUGAACUUCUCCUGUGUGGUUGCAUUCAGCAGAUGAGGCAGAUUUCCCCUCAUCUUCUCCUUUCAAACUCUCUUCUUCUGGCUAGUAAGUCAGUGAGUGUGCACACACUUUUUCAGCCUGUAUAGAGUGGGAGUGGGUGUAGGAGUAGGAGGAGAGAAGAUUGCUGCUGCCAAAUAUUGUGGGUGAAUGAAUCUGAGAGAGAAAAGGAGGAAGCAGUAGUCCUGCCUCUCGAGGAUGGAGGAUGGGAUUUUUUUUCUGUCUUUGAAACAGAGAGAAAAAAGAGAGGAGGGUUGAGGGAUAGGAAGAGUGAAGGAGGAGGGAGAAAAGGGGGGCGGGGGGGUGAAAUUACCUCGCUUCAGGCAGAGCUCAGAAGUGCUGACAGGGAUGAAAUGGUAUCCAUGGUAACAAUGGGACGCUUGGAUGUAAGAUCUGAAUGCCCUUGUGAGGGAAUGUAUGAGUAUGUGGGGGGUUUCGGGGCAGGGGUUCACUGCAGGUAUGAGGGAGAGUGGGAGACAAAGAGAGAGAAAGCAAUCACACAGGAGCAGCGGGAGAAUGAAGCACCUUAGAUAAGACCAGAUGAAUAAAUACACCUCAGAAAAGACUGACAGUCCAAUGGAGCAGAGGGUGAAUUUCAGACAUCAGUGCUCAAGAUAUGUCCCAGCAGCACAGAUAAGACAGUGUGACAGCAACACGCACACACCGACACAAAUGAGCACAAACAGGGAACUACAUGAUAUCUGUAACUCAUGCCUGUCAGUGUUUAAUAAUGUUUAUUAUGCAUGUGUUGCCUCUUCUUCUUUUCUUUGGGGUAGAACUACUGAUUGUUUUUUUUUUUACUGUGGUUGACUGACUGAUCUUUACUUCAGAGAAGAAUAAAUCGACUAAUUGAUAAAAAAAAUUAUGAGUUAAAAAUGCUACGUAAAUGCAACCAGUCUGAUUCUGUGGACACUAUGGAGAAUAGAGGCAACAAACAGGGAUGGUAUCAGAGCAGCUCCAUGAGGUUGUAAAACACUCAAGUACUAAAGUAACUCUGAAAUCAGCAUAUUUCUGUCACCAUAAAAUGUCAAGCCUGCUGCUCCCAGCAGCUGCUAGACUGUAAAUGAUGGCUGUGCUAUCAGACAAAAAUAGCAUCAUAAUCAAAUGCCAAAAGAUUGAAAAACUGUGAAAGUGUUGAAAUGAAGGGCUGCAUUACAGGGAUGUUUACUGUGGAUUAACCCUGUACGAGGACACGGUGACAGCAUGGCAUCUUUCAGGUCAUUUGGCUGACAAUGUGACUAUUACACAUGCGCACAUUGCAACUGUGAUGUUCAGAUAGUCUGGAUUAAAGAUGUUGUUUAGUCAGUAUUUAAGGUAAAUACUUUUGGCUCUCUGAUAAGUUAAAAAUUCUGCAGUAACAAAUUUUACUAUAAUCCUGUAAAGUAUGAUCACUCACUGUAGGGCUGCACGAUAUACUGUCGUUUUUUUCAUUUUGGAAAUGAGCAUUCAUUGUGAACACAUUACAAAAGUGAGUAAAUAAAUAAAUAACAUCAAACACACUUUUUUUCAUAUAAUGCCACUUUUUAUACUUAUUUCGUAUUCACACCACAUUAUUGAACAAUAAUAUCAUCCCUGACUUGUCGUUCUCUUAUCAUGUAGUUGUACAUCAGGACACAGUUGUUUUCAUUGAUCUGUUUUACCUUCCGCUGUUUUCUCAUAUUAAAAUGUUUUAUACCAAAAUUAAAGCUAAAUCUGUAUCAAAGUUUUCUAAUGUUUUACAGCCCUAUUUCCAAGGUCUCCUUUUUCCAAGACGCCUUCAAAAAGAAUAGUAAAUCAUCUGUAUGAAAAAUGAUAAUAAGUGACUGCUGAAUAUUUCAUGACACAUCCUGAAGUCUGGAGUUCUUGCUGUUCUAGCUGUAAUUCCUGGGGUGCUGGUUUGAUAGCCUGCAGUGGUAAAAAGCUACUAAGUCAUGCGGCGGAUUAUUCAUACGUACUCGUACUAACCUUGAACAGUUCAUAUACUCAACAACACACAGGAAAAACUUUGGUGACUUUCAGGUAACUUGAUGAAGUUACAACAACAUAGUUAUUAUAUGCUUGGAUUAUUAAGUCCUUUAGUGAGGUUUUCUUGCCAAACAUCCAUAUUAAAAACUAAAUUUCUGCUACUUUUAGUAUCUUUGUUAAAGACCAUCGACCUGUGAGAGAUAAAAAAAAGUUCAGCAACCAAAAAGCAUUUCUUAUAAACCUUUUUUAAUAACUCAUCAACCUGUAGUAGAGCUGUGAGUAACAUUUUGCUUUUGCGGACCGACCCAACAACAUGACUGUGCGUCUCCUUUCAAAGACGUGGUUGCUGAAGGCAAACAGGCGCACACCUGCGCCUGAUAUAACAUGAAGAAAUAAACGCCGUGACCACACAAACACACUCAUGCACACUCAAACACCCUGUUAUUUGUGCAGAGCUGAGUACGUGUUAAUUUCUGUUGGAGGUGGUAAUCACACUCAUGUUACUCAACUAGACCAGGACGCACAAUAGAGGUAUUAACCCUUCAGUUGUCAGGUGAUGAUAUUUACCUUUAGCAGUAAACAUGUUUGUUUUGUCAGGAUUUUAAAUUCUGCCAAAGACGCAACCACUUGCAACUGUUUGUCAUGACAAAGAAUUUCUUUGGAAUUAUAACUGAAUAUUUUCACUUUAUUGAUUUAUCUGCCAAUUAAAGUCUUGAUUAGUUGCAGAACAUAAAAAACAAUCAAAACAUUAAUUUGAUGAAGUUUAAGAGGAUGACAGCAUCACACAGGAGCAGCAAUAAUCACUUAAUUUAAGUGUUUCUCCUUUUAAAAAAACAAAACAAAACAAAAAACUGUGAUUUAAAGUCAAGAUUAAACCAGACUUAUUUACUUCAUCCAGCAAUCUGCCUUAUCCAAAUGUAUUCAAUGUUAUUUUAAUCUGCUAAUUUUCAUAAGGUCAUCAUGAGAAGCAUGGAUAUUUAAAUGUAUCCCAGAAGUACACUUCCGCUGAAAAUGCUGGGUGUUGGUGUCACUGUAUCAGUAUGUGUCUGAAGCUAUUUAACUUUGCCUCUCUGUGCAGGGCUUAUUUUAAAUCUGGUACUUUGAAAGCAGUUAAUAGUCCAUUCCCACAUUGUUCAGAGACCCCCUAGGGGCACACGCAGACACACACCCACAAAGAAGCCAAAGGUCGGGGUCGGAGGUCAGCGGUGCGUUGGUUGUGGAUCAAAGAACAAUGGUUGGAGAAUCCUCGCUGCCGAAAACAGCACUCCCUGUCCGUCUCCCCACUCGAGCUGAGCUCAGCGUUACAACGCCGAGCGAUGGGAGACAAAGAGGUCCGCCGGCGUCUUCAGCCCCAGGCGGAGCUGUUGACUGAGGCUUUGAUUGACACACUCAGAGGGGAAAAAGAAGAACAUACUGAACAAUGACAGCGCCAGCUGAGUGAGGCUUCUCGGUGAAUGUGUGUGCAUCGCUGAUGCCAUGUGUUGUGAAUGUGAAUCACAGAUCGCGAUUACAUCAUAGCGCCCGGGUGCAUGAGCUGACAUAUUGAGUCUGACGUUGUCACAUGUUGGCCUUGGAGCGCUGCAGAAACUUCUGACAGCAAGUUGUGAAGGUGCAGAGUUUUGGUCCAUUUAUUUAAAUUCAAAACAUUUCGUAGAGGAAUGACUCAGAGAUGAAACUAAGAGAGACUUUUUCUGAAAAUGUCUUUUUUUUUACCUGAGAGAUGAAUAAUAGGAUGACUCCAUGACAUUAAAUGAAUAUGUAGAGGUGUGUUGGACAUACUAUGAUCAGUAAAAUUGGCAGAUACGCUGUCAAAAUUUGAUGAACUUUCCCUUAAGUAGAUUGCAGAACAAAACUUAAAUCCAGCUUUGUCUAUUUAGGACGAUUGUAUCAGGUUUUGUGUUUUCAUUGACAGCUGCUGGUACUCGCAGAGCUUUUGUCAAUGUCUAGCCGUCCUCUGUGAUUGUGUGCAGCUAAUUCAAUUUUAUUGACGUGUCUACAAUACCAACAGGAAGUCCUAUUGAGAACCUCUCAUGCAUUGCUUAUGUAACUAUUUGCUUGUGUUUGUGUGUAUGUGUUAUUGGCCCGGCAUGUGUCUGUGCAUGUGAUGUCCAUUAUGAAUAAUAACACAGUUAACAAACCCAUCAACAUUCGUCUUUUCAUGACUUUUAGUGUCUGAUUCAACUGAGCAGUUAUGUAUCGUCAGCUGUAAAGAUGUUGGUUUCACUAUUGGAGUGGAGUUGCGUUUGUUGGUUGAAAAAAUGAGCCUUUGAAUGUGUCUUUCUUGUGGCCUGUGGAGUUCAACAUGACUUUUUAAGACAGGAAACAAUUUGCUUCAUUUAAAUCCAGGAAGGCCAGGCUUUAUAGUGAACCCCGCUGAGUCAUGAAGAGAACUCCAACUAUGCACGUUAUUUACAAAAUGACCUUGGUGCUUUUUUAGAGCGGAUUUUAUUGUCGCAGUUAAAACCCAACAUUCAUCAUCAUCAGCGUUCACUUGAGUAAAUAACCAAGUGAGAAGUAAAUGAGUCUUCUGGAUGUCUGUAUAAUCAGUUAUCGAACUCUUCACUCAGUAUGUUAACAUGCACAGGCAAGUCAAGCUACUGUCAUAGCUAGGGAUGUCCCGAUACAAUAUUGACAAAAAUACGAAUAUCAAAUUAUAUCGGCCUGCAUCUAAAAUCUCCGAUAUCAGCAUUCCAAUACAAGCAGUCCAUUCCAGACUCCACUUCAGCACUUCCAUUUAGCAGCGCCCGGAUCAAGCAUGCAGAGCCCACGUAAUCACAACAACAGUGUAUACUAAGGUACUAAUUAAGUAGCAAGGAGUAGGAGUGAUGUCGGCUGUGUGGCCAUAUUUUUCCUUGAAGUCCGAAAAAAGACGUUGCAGCCGAGUGCUAAACUUGUCACGCACAAGUUCAUGCUAAUAUUGGAUCAGUACUGAAGUCUACAGUAUUGGUAUCGUAUCGAAAGUAAAAGUUGUAUCGGACACUCCUAGUCAGAGCACGAUUAGGAGAUUUAACUGGACUACUGUCCUCAUCCCAGUUUACAUGGAGUGGGCAAGAAUUGAAUUGUUGACAGAAGCAUGGCAACCUAGGUGCCAACCCGUGUUGUUUUUGUUGACGCCCUUUUUUUCCACGACAAAGAUGUGAUGUUAACGAGCUAAACAUAAGUCUUAGAUCACUAAAAUGAGAUGAGACGAAUGUGCGUUUAUGUUGACGAGACGAAAACGUUAGUAGUGGACGACGAACAGAGUUGCAAAAUUCCUGAGCAUUUUGUCAGUCAAACGCUAAACAUAUAUUCUGCAGUUGACGUCAACGUCAACGAAAACAACACUGGUGCCAGCUCAACUCGGCUCCCGGUUGACAUAGUAAGUAUCAAAACAUUCGGAAAGAAAUGGUAACAGGAUGUACAUUGAGCGGUGAAAACGUCAUUUUUAUCACGAUGUACUGUUUGUCAGUACAAUAGGAAUGUUUUUUUUGUUUUUUUACCAUAACCUUACCCUCAGAAACCACCACAGUUACCCUCCGUUUGUACUUGCAUAGUAAAGCAAGCUUGGUGUUUUCACAGAGUAUGGAGAAUAGAGUAGAGAAGCAGUGCAGCUCUUAUUUGAACUGAUUUUACACCGUCUUUGUUACAUCUGACUCAAAUCGUAGAACCUGCUGGGUAGUUUUGUACUUAAAACAAAAACAAAUAAACAACAGAUAUGUCAGUCAGAGUUUCUGCAGAAUUCAUGUUUCCCUGCAGUCUGGAGGCCAGCACACAUACUACCAGCUUCUAAAUCCACAUUAAACAGCUUAUGUAAGUGUCUUAAUCAAACCAUCACUAUAAUUUGGAUGUUGCAGCAGGCAGCGAUGAUAAAACUGAAGUUAACAGGUUUGUGUUGAUUAUUCUGCAGAAGAUUAUUUAGGCUCGAGGCAGAUUUCACACAGCAAAGAUUAAUAACCAGUGAGAUUAGAUCUUGAGGGUGAAGCUGGCUAUUAGAUUUCAUCUCCGGCAGGCUUGAAAGAGACCCUAUCUCCUCUGUAGUGGGUUUGCAGUUCUGAUCAGCCCGAGCUAGAAGAAUGAAUCGUUCUGUGAGUAACCCGGAGGCUUUCUAAGAAAAAAAGUCAGUGUGUGUGUGUGUGUGCUUGUGUUGGGAUAAGGGCUUAUUCUGCUGGAAAACCCCCCCUCUUUUCAGCUGGCAGUGUUGGCAGGUAUGGCUUCACUCAGGCAGAGGAAUGUCUUGAACUAUUUCACUGUUUUGGGGGCUCUAAGGGUCCCGAAUCAAAAGGAAGUUUCUGGUCUGCACUACUGAUUCUGCUCCUGAUCUCUUCUGACAGUGAAUCGAGACACUUGCUGUAUCCUGCUUGCCCUCAUCCUUUUGAAUAAAAUACUGAGGCAGUGAUUGUGUCAGCGAACACGCCAAAUUCCCAGCGCUGAUUACGGAUUCCUACACAAAACAGCAGCCAUCUUUUUUCAGCUUCAGGGCGCUGACCACUUUGGGAGAGAAGCAAAGUGAGGACACUCUUCGGUGUACGGCAGUCAGAGCAUGACAUAAACGAGUGGGUGUGAGUGUGAGUAAUAUGUGAGCACUCACAUGGCACUAACACGACAAAGUCCAAACUGGACUCUGUUAUGCCUGCAGCCGCUUUCAGAGCUUGUGUGUACGUGUGUUUUUUGUCCAAGUUCUUAUGCAUGCACACAUUUGCAUAAGGAAACAGGCCUGGGCACAACUUGUUCUUCCUGUUAAGUGUGACGUGUUAGCUGUCGGCUUUGCCACUGGAGGAGCACCCACUCUACCAGUUGACUUUUGUUCCAGUAAGCAGCACAAACUUAAGCUGCACCUAAAGGCCUUUGUUAGGAUGUAAGGGGGCUGUGCCACACCAAUAGCAUUGUGUCAUAAUGCAUUUCCCUUUUGUGGAAUAAAACUACAAUCAAAAUACAGGAUAAUGCUCUUAACUCAGAUGUAAAGUACGGCUUAAACAUGACAGAAACCAAAGGCUGAACUUGUAAAUCAACUUUUUUCUCAAAUGUGCACUCUCUCUGAACUUUUGGUUAAUACCUUUUGAUGGAGCUUGACUUACAGCUGCUAAAUCACUGGCUGACUUUGAGUGACUUAUCAUAUUUAUGUUGCACUAGACAGGAGCGCUAUACACCGUCAGUGACAUACACAACACAGUGUUUUACAUACACCAGACCAGCCUAAACACACCCAUCCCUGAUAAUAGCCUGAUCAUGCUAUGAUUACCACCGUGCUAAACAUUAUGGACAAAGCAUUUCCUUUUUGGCCCAAAAAAAGGAGAACAAGGGUUAGGUUUCAAAUCUGAAGAAAUGAAACUCAGAGGGUUUGCUGAAUAAAGAAACUGAAAGAAGGAUGUAAAACUUGAGAGUCACAGAGAAGGAUCAUAUUUACGGAAGAGGAUAGGGGCCACUGGGGGAAAUAAAGGUCUAAUAUGUUUUUUUAUUAUUAUUCUGAGAAAUGAUGUUAGAAUUUUGACUUUUUUUCCAGAAUUCUGACUUUUUUCUCGGAAUAAUAGUAAAAAAACAAAACAAAAAAGUAUAUUUUGGACCUUCCUUUUUCUCCACUGACCCUAAUCCUCUUCCAUACAUAUUUACUUAAACCAACAUGAUAUUGAAAGUAGUGCUUUUUUACUUGUUGAGUUGGCUUGUUUGCUUUAUGUAUCGCAGACAUUCACAGUGUGAAUCAUAAAUGCAACCCAGGAGACACUCAGCUGGUAGUCCAUUUGUCCCUUCGACAUAAUAAGUUUUAAAUGGAAAUCCUGCUCCAGUGAUUUGCUCAGUCAAUGCGCCUGGUGCCGACACCGUAUUGAUCUCACUUUUACAUCAAGCCUUAUUUCCAGUGACAAACUCCAGCAUCUUGAUACAGUCUCUUGUUGUGGUGUGAUUAGCAUUCGAAUAAUGUUACAUAAGAGGGUCUUUCCAUAAAGCUCCACAGCUGUCCUUUCACAACAGUGUGAUUUAAAUACGUGCAAAUGCUCAGGCAAAAAGCACAUGCUUUAUUUCCAUGUAAGUCUAAAUAUUGAGCAGUGUAGGAGAAACAGGGGGUGGAGUGGGGGUGGCGUUCAAUAAAAGGAGCCUUUCAGCUGCACUGGAAACAAUUUCGAGCUGAGGGGACAUUUAUAUUAAAGCGAUGCUGUGCCAGCACUCACUGUGUGUGCAUGUGUCAGAGCAGCCAACUAGCAAGAAUCAAUUGUCCCUCUUCCUGAUUCAGUUUUGGGACAGGCUGCUGUUUCUAAAUAAGCGCUUAAUUCUGACCCGAUAUUCACAGCCCUGCGCCAGCACAGGCAGAGAGACAAUACGUUUUGAGAGAAUUAGAGGGUCAGUGGAGAGACGUUUCUCAUUUCCCCAGACGGGGCAGACAGAGCAGUCAUCCAAAGGUCACGCUGCAUCGACUGGAUGUUCUAACCCGCUCAGCUGGUGUGCAGAUCCCAAACACAGAUGUUUACCCAGUUUUGUUUUUCAAUUAGAGGAGGUUUUGGAUCAUCUGUCAAUAUUUGUGAAUAAUUUAUUCAUUUAUUAGUAUUUAAUGCGCCAGAAAAUCCUUUACAGUGUGGCCUUUACUUUUUCCAGAGUGUGCUGUAGAAACAAUGUCUUCACAAAGGUGGAGCUGGAGCCGAAAACUGUUGUGUCUCAGUGCUUAAUGAAUGGUUGAAAUUAUGUAAUAAUGACGCGUCCCGGGGGAGACUUUUGCCAGGGAAAGUCCCGCCUCCUUCGCCUCUGAUUGGCUGGAAAAGCUGGAAACAUCAUUACAUGCUCAAGCCAAACGGUCAGCACUUAUAGCCAAUCAGAGGCGAUAAGAUAAGCACAUGAAACUAUGGUAACAACCGUUAGCAUACGUUAGCACAGAUGAAAGUUAAAACAAAGACGUUUAGCAAACUGUUAAAGCACAUAAACCAUCGUCAUUUGAGAGAUCCGACGCUAUGACUCUCCACAAGUUGUCCUUCAGGUCGUUAUAUUUGUAAUGUUUGUGUUUUUUAUCAAAAAGCACUCUGUUCUCUGACACGUAAACAAUCAGCCGGUCGGCCAUGUUGGAUAUACCGGUGAAUCUGACGUCACAACAACACGCAAUCUUAUUGGUCAGAAGUGGACACACAGUAUGUGAAACUUUUAAAAAUCGACCUCGAUCUGAAGAAAUAAAUGCUGCAAUAACGCAGGACGAGAAAACGUUGCUGAUGUGAACGCUUGUAUUGACAGGAUAUGGGUUCGAAAACAUAUAUUGACGUCUGAAAUAAUCGCACGACAAAAACGGUCCCGGUGUGAAAGGACCUUAAGCCAGACGUCAGGAGAAAAAAAGAAAGUCAAUUCUUUGACGGUUUUCACUCACUGUUGCUAUGGUUACAAAUAGUCUGCAUAUUCACCAAUCAUCCUGCAAAUUUUCUGUGAAGUGUCUUCUUAAACGCUGAUCCUCAUAUGAAGGGUUUGUCAGGUUUGUGUUUAACAGGAUGUAACAGCGUUUGGAUUGAUUGUUUGUCAGUUGUCAGAAGAAACACUAACAGGGAAGAGGAAGCAGGAAGCCUUUCUGCCAUGUUUGCAUCUUUUCAUGUUGACUGAUAUUCACUUAGACAUGCUCAGAGAGAGAGAGAGAGACAGAGAGAGAGAGAGAGACAGAGAGAGAGGGAUGUGUUGGUGGGAAACAGUCAAUGAGGUAUAGAGAGCCUGAGGUCAGAGAGGAGUUAAAGAUAGAGCUCAGAGAGGAGGCAGCCAAAGACUGGAGGCUGUGUGUGUGUGUGUUUGUGUGUGCGUGUGAAUGACGGAGUGAAAAAGGGAGCAUGCAGAGAGAGGGUAUAUUUGGCCUUCAUGCUGUCUUGCACAAAUUUGUCACUGCAUGUUGGAUGUUAUUGAGCAUUCUGACUAUGAAUAUCUUUAAUGACCCCAGCAGGGGUUGUGUGUUAUUUCCAUGCGUGUGUGUGUGUGUCUGUUCUUGUCUGAACGAGCUGGCACUAAUGAAGCAUUAGGCCUUGGACCGGAUUGAUUCGGGGCUUUUUCACCAUUUUCAUCCUUAUCUUCUCUGUUUUCCAUUUCUUGCAAUGAGGAAGUGUUCGUUUAUCUUAAGGGAAGCAGCAGCAACAGACUUUUGGCUUCAGCAAAAAGGACACCAGAUAUCGACCCGUGGUUUGGUCUAAUUCCACAUUUUCAUGAAGUGGCCUUUCGAAACCGAAGAUCAUUAGGCCACAUUUACAGCUGUGGAAGAACAUAGCAGCGUUAAGUAUCUCUAAAUUUGAAAGAUGGAUGCUUGUGGGUGAGUUUAAAAGGUGGCACAUUUUUGCAAACUGUAGCCUGAUUUCUGCUUAGCUCAGCACGGAAGAGCUCAGUCAGCUAGUUCUGCUGCUGUUAUAGUAAUAGUGCAGAGUGGUUUAAGGGUCACCAACCAGAGAAGGUCAGAGAUUAGAGGGUAAUCUAGUUUAAUUAUUCAUCCAAAGAUCAGAGUGUUGAACAUAUGGAGCAUGUUGGUGAAAUCCUAACUCAACAUCACCCUUUGGCUUCCAUACUUUCUUUUGUCCCUGGGGUUAAACAAUGUUUGUUAAAGAUCUUGAUUUGGUCCCCAGACGUCUCCCCUCCCCCUCCCCCUUCAUCUCCUUCUCUUCGCUGCUGUGUUUCUUCCUGUUGUUGCUUCUACUGUCUCCCCACAGAGGCUGCCGUUUUCCUGUGGCGCUUAACACAAACAUAACCAGCGGCUCAGAUCUCAAACCAGACAACAAUGGGAGGGGGGGGAGAAAAAAAAGAGAACAACAAAGAGGAAACAUGUUUCACAUGCUGUAAACACAGACAGACUCACUGAAAGUUUGUCUGUUUUUACAAGCAGUGGAAGCUUAGAAUUAACUUUUAAUUACAGAUAAUAUAGGCCAUGUGAAUUCUUACACAGCAGGACAGAAACCAGUACUGUGAAAUCUGGAAUAUAAAUCACACAUCACAAGUAUGUAAAACGUAAUCUCUUCCUCGUCUGUCAGAGAGAAAAAUGUUCAACAUGUCUUCCUGUGCGACAUUUUCCACGGCCUUCAGCAAAAGCCAUCGCCUGCACUUUUUAUGUUUCAAGUUUUACCCGUUAAAGGGAACCUGAAAUACCGGUGCCGACCUCUCUUGGUCACUUAUAUGCUAUUUUAAUGAACCUGCAUCUCCCAAUGAGAUUCAUGUCACUGGUAGUAGUGUAUCACUUUUGCUGUUAUGGCACGAUUAUGACCUGAUCAGGGUGAGAAGCUGGUAAAAAGUGUUGCCACCAGCCUGUGUGGUGAACCCUUGCUUAUAACACACAGAUGGCAAAUUAGCAAAGUUGUUGCGUAUAUAGCUGUAAUGAAGCUUUGGGUCGAGAUACAAUAUCGUCACGAUACUUUGGCCACGAUAUGAUACCAUUGAAAGUGCUAGUCGUAGAAGUAGGAUGUGAAUAUUCAGGAUAGGGCUGGGCGAUAAAAUGAAAAUUUACAGGUACCAAAAUCUACCCAUGUCAAUAUAUUGGGUGUCAAAAAAAAACUAUAAAAGUUGGUUUUGGAUGUGUAGGGAGGCUAUGGUUUCAUGUCCCUUUAAGACGCUGUCCUACGUCAGAGAUGUGACUCCCUCCCAUCCAGUCCAUAAGAAAGAGGGAAAGACAGGUGAGGAGAUGGAGGACGGUUCAAAAGUUGUAGCGGCUGAAGCGGCGACUGAGGUAGAUUAAGUUAAUGUGGGAGGGGGUGAGCAGCUUGUGAAAUAGUUAUCGUCUAUUUAUCGUUAUCGAGGUGAACUGCUCAAUAUAUCGUGAUACUGAUUUGAGGCCAUAUCGCCCAGCCCUAAUCCAGGAGAUAUACAGUAGAUGAGUCAAAUCAAUGAAGUGUAAAUUUGGUAUGACAGUCGCACAUUUUAAGAUUUCAUUAAUAUUUUUCAUUGCACGUAUAAAACAGCCUCUUUUUCUGUCACUGCACUCUGUACUGUGUGUGUGUGUGUGUGUGUGUGUGUGUGUGUGUGUGUGUGUGUGUGUAGCAGUAGUAGUAGUAAUAUCUCUGGUUGUGUCCGUCCAGAGCCAUCUGGUAAAUUCCAGCACAGAGGGUAUUUUAGUUUGCCAGCAGUCUGUAUCCCCCCCCCCUUCAUCACACACACUCUCUCAUGCAGACACACAUUUUCUCCGCCACACUCACACACAUACAGUGUCACGUGCGUCGUGACUGCAGGGCAGCGCUCCUCUUUGAGGGAGAGAAGAAAAAUGCAGCGUUGUGGAUGUAACUGCUGUCUCCCGGCCGUUUUCCCUCUCGGACUCUCUCACAUGUUACGUCACGUUUCCUUCAAAAGUCUGCCGACUCUUUUGAUGUGUGUAAAAAAGGGACGAGGUCGGCGACAGAAGAGGAGCAAAUAUGGUAUCCGUGUGCAGUGAUGUCCUCUAGUGUGCUCCCAGAAAACCAUCCACGGAAACGUCAGAAUUUGAGAGACAGAAUUGGGUUUACUUGGCAACCGUCUGCUUUGAUAUCACAGGCUCUUGAGCUUUAAAGGUUUUCUGCUUAAUUUGAAGCUUGAAGAAUGACAGUAACUAGACUAAAUCCGUGUUUUUACCUUGCAGCUUCAGUGUCAUAAACAGGAUCAUGAGGGAUGACAGACUGCAACCCAUUUAUUUUCAUGAUAGGACGCUCUUUUUUUAAGUAAUAUUUUGACGUGAUGAGGCCAUUGAACCAUUAAACAGCCAAAAAAUAGUCAAAAUUAUGUCAAAAAUAUUUACAUCAAAUCCUCUAUUCGUCAUUUCAGAUGCUCACAUGAAAAUAAAUAAGCUUGUGCCCAUAAAGGACAUGAAAAGGUUACAUCUCAAGCUAAUCAUGGCUGCAGGGAAUCUUGCACUCAGCAGGGAAGACCACCUAGGAAACAGGAAGGGGGGGAGGAUGUGUGGGGACAGAGGUUGUGGGGCCAGAGGGAGGCAGGGGUCACAUUAGAGUCUGUAUGCUCUCUCUCAGGAGGAGGAGAAUGGAGAGAAACAGCGUCAGGAUGCUUUACUUGACUCCAGGGCUUUCACGUAGCAGGGGGUCAGGAAACCACAGGGGAGGGAGUCACAUUGGUGAGACACCGUGUGAUGGAAGUGAAACAGUGAGGGAGGGCAGGGGGGGGUUUGAGUGGGUGAGGGGCAGACAGGCCUGCUGCAGAGCAAAUGGUAGCAUGAAGGAUGUAAAGGACAGGAGGUCUCAUCAAAGUCAUCAUCGGGGUCCCUCUGUGUGGUCCCUUCACAGCAGCAGCAUGACGACAUGUGGCAUGUUGGCCUUUGGGUGGGCGUGUGUCUGCUGGUUGUUGUUUUUUCCUUAAAGCUGGACAGACAGAGUACAGACAGGGAGGCUGGAGUCCGCAUAGAAAUAAUGACAAACCAAAAUCCAGUGAUAAUCCAAACUAAUGAAGCUGAAAGCUGCAGCUAGGUGUUUUAAUUUAGGACAGAACUUAGAACACAACACUGGGAAGCGGUUGCUGCUGCGACCUUAAACAGAUUAAAUUAAAAAAAAACUCCAUAGUUUAUUUCCUUAUUCAUUUUUUUACAACAUUACUAUUAUAAUUUAAAAAGUUAAUUAUGUUUCCUGAAGUUUUCCUUUAAAAUGAUGAUGUGUUAAAGCUCCCAUGAGGGGUUUUUCACUGGUAAUGAAACAGACUGAAAGAAAUAAUGAGUUUAUUAUGACCUACAAAAGCUAAUUAAAAACAUCAGCAUAAGACUAUAUAGUAUUUGAGGGAAUUUACAGCCAGAGAAGGAUGCCCUGUUUUGUUCUUUUUCUUAAAUGUCUGUGAUUAGUGAAAAGAUUAGCAGUUUAGAGAAAGCAGGAUGAGCAUCUUUUAUCUGACAGCACAAUUUACCCAUGUAGGGGCUUUCCCUGUGGAAGAAAGAAGAAGGACCAUUACCCUCAGUUUUUACCACAUCCGUAACGGCUCAGAUCCGGAAUGGCAGUGAUUUUUGCCGUCCACUAAUUCCUACCGGAUCUGUUGAAUUUCGUGAAUUUUGUGAUGGAUUAUGGACAGCAGAAAUCACGAGAACUCACAAGAACCCGCGGAUAACAAGUUGUCUGUACAAAGACUUUCACAGAGGCUAACCAUAUGAGCAGUAGAUUGUGUUCUCCCAGAGGAGGAAAUCCACCUCUAGACUUCUAAAAUCAGCAUCUCCUCAUCCAUGGUGUCAUCGGGGUGAACUGUUAUCUAAAGACCUUUCACUUGUUCGUCUCUGUAUGUUUGCAUGGUGUGAAACACGAUCCACCUGUUUUAUUUUGAAAAGAAGCGGGGUGUUUUAUUUUGUGUCUGUGCCUGACUUCCUUUCCAGCACAGGUUAAUCGGUGCUGAAUGUAUCCGGCAUGCUCCAGCGUCCGGAAAAAAUAGAACUCUUGCGAUCAGCUGUGGAGUCCGGCGAUCCGCAGCGGAACGGAAAAAAGCUGGUGGAAAUUGACAGAUUAACUUGAAUUGUUACGAUCAGCUGCGAUUCGUAGUCGUUCUGGAUGCAGUGGAAAUUGGGGGCUACAGGAGCUUUGACUGUCAUGCUAUUAGUUUAAAGUUAUGAACUGGGUUCAUGUAAUCCUGUCUCUCUCUGAUUGGGUGCAGUCGUACGCUAACCUGACCUGUCUUCAUCUACCUUCAUAUGACCUCUCCUCAGAGCAGGAAAAGUUUGCUGCUCCUCUUUGCCUUAACCCAGUUCAGAUCCACAGAAGCGGGCAGAUGUUGUUGGCUGAUAAGUCACCCCCUGACACUGGAGCACGUUGGCAGGCAAACAUCCCCUCCACUGGAAUGCUUAUGAGCUCCAGAGGUGCUAACCUCAUUAUUACCUCAUGUGCCCUUAUUUUUCUUUUUUCUUUUUUUUUUCGGCUUGCCCAAUGAUGGCAUGAGAAGCCUGUAGUAUUGGUCUGUCCUGCACCUUGAAGCGCCCUUCUCUAUCUUGUUUUUACCCUUGUGUUUCACUGCGAGAGAGAGGCACACAGUCAGGAUGCUGACAUCGAUUAAAUCGAUUAAAGCAUACAAAAGCAAUUUCAUGUCUCGGCCCACAGCUUGAGCAGCAGAGCCUCCGCAGCAGACAUUUCAAGUGCGCAUACAAUCAUGUGAAAUAUGUGCGUAGAUUUAAGACAUCAGAAAGUUAAAGGUAUGCCAGAGGAACAAAGCGGUUUUUGCUGCCUGCUUCACUUCCACACUUCCUGCUCUAACAGCCUGUGUUUGACCUUCACUGCUCCUUCCUCUUUUUCUUUUCGGAGUCCCUCGCUCGUCCCUUUGCUCACUCUCCAGUUUCCCUCCUCUGUCCCUCUGGCGCAUCUCCAAAAAUGUCAGCGUUUCCUAUGUUUGUCCUCCUCCAGCAUCAGACCUCGUCAUCACUAUCAUGGCGCCUGCACAGCAUCAGAUCAGCACUUCAGACGUGAUGUGUGGACAGGACUCUGAAAAUCUCUGUUUCUCUCCUCCUGCUUUCCAAACAUUUUCCCUCCUUUUUAUGUCAGUCUGUCUCUGUCUGUGUUUGGUUUAAUUGCUCUCUGAAAGUGUCUCGCGGAGUAUUCCUUGAUGAGAUGAGAACAGAGGAGGCUCUCAAAGCUGAUUUGUGGAUCUGACUGUCAAAAAGAGAGACUGUCGAAUAUUUCCACUAGACGACUUUUUUUUAUUCACAUUCCCUCAACUCAGAGAGUGUCCUUACUGCUUUUGUCGACCUUGAAAAGAUUAAAAAAAAAAUCGUAUUGCAGCCUGUGUAAGCAUAAUUAUUGUGAAUUUUGGUGAAGAUUCAGUGUGUGGGAUGAAACCCCAAAAGGAUGCAAAUCAAAUUCUAAAUAAACACUGUAGAGGAAAUUUAGAUGUUGAAAUUAGAGGUAGGAUUCACUAGUCGCCCCGCAAGACGAUAUUAUCACGAUACCAUUGUAUUGCGAUCUGAAACAUUUUGCAAUACAGUGAGUAUCAUGAUACAAUAUAUUGGGAUUUAUACAUUUUUUUUCAACUGUUAAUCUAAUUUAGCAUUUGUCCUUCAUUUCUGUUUGUCUUAUUUACACAGUAUUUUAUUUUCAUGUAGCACAUCUUGCAAACCUUAUAUAUGUAUAUUUUUUUGUACUGACUUUCUCCUUCUCUAUGAUGUUACCUCUGCAAACCUUACUGGACAAACAGUUGAUUUUAUUUUUCCAUUUUUAUAGAUUUUAUAUUGGCAAUUAAUUUGAAAAAUUGAUACCUGGUGAAUGAGGCGAUACGAUAUAUCACCAGACAAAGUAUCGCGAUACUAUGCUAUAUUAAUUUUUUUCCCGCCCCUUGUUGAAAUUAUGAAAAAUAUAAGAAAUGUUUAAUUAUAAUAUAAAUUUUAUGAUAUUUAUGAUAGUUUAAUUUUAAAAAAAAGUCUGUAUUUACUUUAUCAAGGCUAAAAUGAUGCCAAGUCAAUAAUCAAGUGUUGCUGUUUUGUUUCUUUAUGUUUCUCAGUUGUCAGGCUUUAAGUAUUCAGUUUUCAUGUUUUUGCCUAAGCUCACAGAAAAACCAGGAACUGAGUCGGGGUCUGACAGUCCGUUGUGGACCUUCAGUUUAAGAGACUAAAUUUGCUUUUCUCUUUAGACAUUUAAAAUUCUCAAAAACAUGAUUUUCAGUGUCAUAAAUGUUAUGGACAAUGCAAAUGAAUACCACAGCUCUGUUUCAGCUGAUGAUGCUGUAUGCCCACAGAACAGCGUAAACCCGGCUCUAAACAGCUGAUACUAGAAGGCACUGCUGAUCACUCUCCCUCCCAUGCCUUUUAUACCGUCGGUACAUGAUACGCUGCAGUGGCCUGCCUCUGCUGGAAAGAGGGAGGUUCCCAGGGGUCCGAUUGAAUAGCUCACACUUUGUUGUUAAGUUUUGAUUUAUCAAUUGUGGCUAGUAUCAAACCAAUAUUAGGUAUUUGAUCGCGUUUGUGGCCAAGAAAAUGUGUCCUUGAAUGCUCGUAUAGAAGCUUCAGAUGUGAACUUCAGUCUGUUAAAUGAGCUGCUGAAACUGCUUUAAUCCAAAAACAUCAAAUUUUCCUUGAGUGGUAUUAAUAUUUCAAUUUCAACAUCUGAAUAGAUUAUGUAUCUGACAUCCUGACUAAUCCUGACACCAAGUCCAAAACUCACAGAUGUUGUCAUCAGACUCCUUCGGUCCUCACAUUCGCCUCCAUCGACUCGUGAAGAUUUGAUCUCCGUCAACAGUAACUGAAACCCGCUCAGAGACUUUAAUAAAUGAUUUCAUUUACGAAGAUUAUUCUGAGAAAUAAUCCAAUCUUAUCCCCUAUCAGGUUGAACCUUUCUCCUUUCACGUAGUUUAAAAAGUGGAAAAAGUGAAGUAGCAUUAUCAAAACAAGAGCAGCCAGAUAAGCAGUAAGCAUGCUUAUUUAGACAGACUCGGGCCAAUAAAACUCUGCAGCAGCUUCUUCACCUUCUUCAUCACACCUUUCCGUCUCCGUCGUAUCAAACUCCUGAGUCCGCUAAAGAUCUCUUUGAUCUCUCUUGAUUCCACACAUGGCGUCCCAUCGGUGUGUGGGUAAUGCAAAGUAGUUUGCUUCAGUUUUGGCAGAGCUCACAUUUCGCAUGUUAAUUCAUUUAGCCUUGGGGGUGUUGAACAGCCAUUUUGAAGAGUGAAUGAAGCAAGACGCAGGAGUUGAGGGAAAGUCAGGAGGCAGCCAGUGCAACACAGAACCGGCAUCAACCUCUUGUGACAGCUCUCAUCGCAGAGAGGAAGAACGUGUGAUCAAAGGCACCUUACCUACCUGCUGUCUGUCUGUCAGGAGAGAGGAAUGCAGCUCUGCGUGUGCAUGUUACUGUGUGUGUGCGUGUGUGUGAGUUUUAUACUUCAGGGGGGAGAUGACAGCAUGAAAGAGAGCUCCACCGGUUUCUGUAGAGUGGAAAAAGCAUCUGAUGGAUUAAAGGGUUAUCUGUCUGUAAGCAAAAAGGAGGUAGUGAUGUAGAGGGAGAGGACAGAAAGCGGCGAGCUGUCAGGUUCGGUGCCAGUCUGAGUGCAGGAAACAGCUGAUGGUGCUCGUGACAGGAAGGAGGGUAGGCUGUGAUGGGGACAUCGGCGUAUCAAAGGACGGGGGUUUUUUGGGGAACAACAGAGCAGAAAGACAAGGACUUUUAAGAGAGAUACGAGGAAUGAUAGGAUGAAGGAGUAAUCAUGAGUGAUGAUAGUGAGUGCAACUCAAGGGGAAGUGUUUUAGCUUCGUUUAAUCCUGAAUUUUAGAGCUGGUGUUGUAACUGCUGAUGCGGAAUAAUUAUGCGUAAAACUGCAAAUGGAAAUGUCAGAGAUAAAUCCUGAGCAAAUUCAUAAUUACAAUGUCAGGUAAGAGUUUUCUCUUACAACACAAACUGCGUUGUGUUUUCAGAUAAAGGGCUUCGUUUGAAUCAUACAAGACAGAGCUGUCAACUCAUAACAGAGCUGUCACCUCGCUGUGGUUGUUCCUCCGCUCUAAUUGAUUUCCAUGUGGGAAGAAAUCAGUAUUAGAGACAAACUUAAUCACCUGAUGCCAUUUUAACUAGGCACUAGUGACUGUUUGAGGAAAAAAGGUUCAUCAGGCAGCGUUGACAAGAAAAACGGGGAUUGUAAAAUAUGUACCACCAGCAGCAGUCACCUUUGAUGUUAUAACUGAUCUGUGGUUCAAGUGCUCAGCUGAAUGAAUCCCAGAUAAUUGCGUUACAGCUGAUGGACUGAUUGGUUAAUCAUUCCCCUCUUCAGUGCUCAUUUUAUCAAUUGGAUUUGAGAACCUGCUAUUGAGAGAUGUGGAUCUGAUCAAGGGCGGGAGCAAUUUGUCUGCCCAAUGAUCUGAUGAUGCAUCGCCUGAAUAAUGUAACCUAAAAUGUGGAGUGUAAAUUACACUCAAAGGAGUCUGUUUUGGGGGGUCUCUAGUGCCUGUGACAGCUCCACCUAGAGCCAAACCAUCCUCCUUAGCAGGUUCCUUGUCUUGAAUUGAGGAGUCUUAAAUCCGUUUGGGUAUGAGCCUCAAAAAUCCAAUAUACUCCAUCAUGGUGUUGCCAGACCCAUCAGCCAGCUCAUAUUCAUCUUCGUUGGCAGGGUGGUUUGGACCUGCUGCCAUUCUCAAUGAUUUCCCUUCACUCUCAGACAUACCAGACCUAUUUAUCUGAAAAUGGGGCAGGCUCUACAGGAUGAUGAUGUGGGAGUGAUGCUCUUGUCUUUUUGUAAACAACCAUGAUGGUAACCUCUGUUGGUGGAAGGUCUGUUGAAUCUGCUGUUGCAGCUGUAUUUGUAUCUAAGAGGCACUUUUGGUGCUAAUACCCUUGUGGAAAUGGAAAUGAAUUUAACAGAUCCAGACACAUUCAUCAAGCUGAAUUAGUCACCAAGGUGAAUUGGUCUCUAGGGUGAAUGGGUCUGGUGACGUCAGGCUUGAUAUCUGGGGGCGUGUCCCAAAGGCAGCAGUGGCAAAGGUACACACUGAUUAGUAUCACUUAAACUCUCUGUCUUAACUAUCCUCUUGAAUGACAAAUAGUACGUUUACAUGAAACUCGAGAAAAACAAAUUAUAGCUUUACUAUGAUUAAGACCGGACAACUGAAGUGCAUGUAAACACCUUAGUUUGAGAACUCCAAUUGGAGUCGGAGAACUCUGAUUAAGACACCCAGAAAAUGCGAUUGUAAUUCGAUUUUCUCUACCACGUAACCAGCGUAGUUGGAGUAUGAUUGGACAAUGCAUGUGUGUGUGCACCACGCCCCCGUAACCCCGGAACAAAAACGAGAGAAGAGGAGUCGCGUGCACCUCAUCUGCAGAAAAAGUAGCGUGUACAUCAUGUACGACAAAAACAACGCUGUACGAUGCUUCAUCUUCUUGCUCGAAAAUGACCCAUAUCGCCCCCUAGUUUUGGGGAGGAGGACAUGUUCACGUCAAUAAUUCAAUUUUCUCAGCUGCAUGUAUACCCCCCCAAAAAAAUAAAUUAUGAGCCAUGAGUCCGAUUUAAAGCACUGACAGUUUUGGUUGCAAUAAAAGUGUUUGGCUCACAAGCACUAAAGAGCGGCAAAACAUAAAUCUUCUCAAUUUAAUCCCUUAAAAGCUUGAAGAGAAAAAGGUUGUUCAAAGUCAGAAGUGAGGGCACUAACAAAGGAAAAUGUGCUACACAUUAAAAAUAAAGAAAGAGACUGCCAGCCUGUUCACACGCUCUAAAGUAGUCAGAUUUAUAAAUCCUGCUUAUGGCUGGGAAAAUUGCCAAUCAUAAAUCAGGAUUUUGGAAAACAACAUUUUAAAUUGGGUGCACUGCCACCUCUGGACCCCCCUCUGGACAUGCCCCUGACUUUUUCAGUCGUGCUGUGAUUGAAAGGACAGAAACAUUUAUUUACACAAUACAAAGCUAUCAGAAUGAUGUAGCCAUUAGCCGCCUCUGCCACAGGAAGUUAGCGUGAAGCACCAGAAGAGUGCAUUUGAUAAAAGGUCUGUGAGGUUUGCUCUUACAGUCUCUCCAACAAUAGAUCCUGUCUUUAAUCAUUAAUGGCCCUAAUAGAGUUGAGCAGGAGGAAGCUCUGUGUUAUAUACCCACUGAAUGUGCAGCUCACUUUGUACUCAAACAGGGACGGAAAACUUUGAUCGCAGGCCGGCACGGCUGCAUGUGUGGCUUUCAAAGGAGGUGAGCUAACCACCUGAAUUAUGAUGUUCUUGGUGGCGAAAUGUUAGCAAACACGCUGCAUGUUUCACAACCAGCCGUUAUGAAGCUACAAUAUCUAAAAGCAAUGGAUAUGUUACAUACAGGGCUGUUUUUACAUCAGAGCGCUUAAAAUGAUAGAGGUUAAAAAAGUGUUAAUCAUAUGUCAGAAUAAAGUGCAGGCUGCCAGUUUGAUGUUUAGUGAUAAUGCAUUUAGAUUUUCUAUUUUUGGUUAUUCAGGUGCGGCUGCUUUGCUUGGAUGGAUGCAGCUGUCAUGUUUGUUUAUAUCAUCAUUUACAUUUACACAAACAAACCCACAAUAUUCAGCUUUCUCUGACAGAAAAGAGGAAGUGUUUGCUUGUUAGACAAUUUCUGAAAGCCUGUAUUAGCCUGUAAACCUUCAGUCACAGCUGGGAUUAUCUUCUCAUUAUGAGUGCUGUAGUAGAUUAAUUUAGAAAUAGUACGUUUUUACCAACGACACUGAAGCCUUAACUAAAUCUCUUGAAGUACAUAUUUGCAUUUCUAAAAGUCAAGCUCUCAAGUAAUGAAAACAAAGCUUUAAAAACAGCCAAGUACUAUGUAUGUAAUCACACUAAACAUCAUGCUGUUAUAAUAUCAUAGUGCACUAUCAUUUUGCACUUACCAGAAAAACUCUGUCUGAAAGGGGCGCGUUCAUUGUAUACAUGCAUAAAAACAUGACAUAACAGCCCAGAUGACUAACUGGCUCCCCUGCGUUGGCAUAGCAACCAGCAGAGCUCGACUGUACGCAUAAUGAUCAGCACUGGAGCAAAUCUGGACCAGUCAGGUUGGUUAAUUGAAGCUGUCUUUUUACGUUGUGCAGCUGCAAAAAAAAAAAAAAAAUUAGAGAUUUGUUUUACUGCUUGAAAAGUUCUCUGUCUUCCCUCUUUUCUGUUAGUUUUUUCUUUUUUUUUUAACUUGUAAACACAUAAUUUUGAAUGUACUUCACCCACCGUCUUGCUCUACUUCACAGUUGAAAUAUUGUGGUUUUAAUCAGCGUCUGUCCCCGCACGUCUCCUCAUAUUUGAAUGUCAUGGCCACAACAGAUGCGUCAUGUUUUCCAUUUCGUGCGUGCUCUCGGUGAAGUAGGUCAAGAGAUGGUGUCUUUGGAGAAUAAUUAGAAAGUUAAUGAAAAGCAAACUUGAUCCAGGUCAAGGUGGCACACGUACCUUCCCCUGAUCUACGUGUGAAGUGAUGUUAAAAGCUCUGUUGCACCCCUGCACAAAGGGGUUGUUUGGAUAACCCAAAAAGUAAUCCUGACUUUGGUCUAAACAUUAAGGAUCCUAACAGGCAACAUGAAGGAAAUGUCUAAAAGUACAUCAGCUGCAGGACUGAAAUACCCAACCAGUGCUCUCUGCUGGCAUGCUUAUCUCUGGUGAGGGAAGUGUUAGUUCUAUUGGAUAAAUAUUAAAGAGAGCCGGUUUUGAGGAAAGAAAAUAAAAGUCCAAAAUUGAGUUAAAAAGCUCCUAAAAACAGAUUGCAGUAAUGCGCCAUCCCCCACACAUUUAGGCACACAACCUCACAGACACGCUGAGAUUACAAGUCCUUGCCUCGGGCUUUGUUUCUCAUAUCUCAUCAUCAGUCAGCCGCUGUUACAUAACCCCUAUCUGUGUGAAUGUGUGCGCACAAAGGAAGUCCAUUUCAUUUAGACUGCACCAAAUAUUAACAGAAGUUAUCUUUUCAUGCAGAGCAGGUCUAGACUUUUCUCUGGAGGGAACACACACACUCACACAAACCCCUCUCUUUAUAUUAUUUUAUUAAAUUUAAAGUCAAAGUGAAGCUUUUUAAUAUCAAAUGUUUUCCUGUGAGCUUGCUCGCUUUGUGACAUCUGAGGAAGUGAAGCUGCAACUUCUAAUUUAUGCAUGCAGCCUGUUCCAUCUCGCUCAGAUACUCUCUAAUGUCCCGCUUUUUUCAGUCUGUUUUUAAUUAAAUAAAACAAUAGCACCAUGAUGGAAUUUGUGCGCUAAUGGAGGCUAAUAAUUGCAGUAAGUCUUGAUGCGACUUCAGAGCUUGCAAAGCUGUUUUAUUUACUCGGUUUGACUAAUUAAUAAAUUUGGCGUGCGUCUCUGAGGCUCCUCUUUCCCUUCUUUUCACUCUUGUUUUGACAGGCCACAAGCAGUUCAUUAUGCCUACUAUUUAGAAGUAGUGUAUGGUCAUUUAAAUUAGCUGAAUUUGAAAGGAUACACAAGGAAGAAAACUGUCCACAAAUAUAGUCAGGGACUGCUGAUUUAUGAGGGAUUUAGCUAUCAAGCGAUGCAGCUGCAUUCUUCAGUUUAUGGUUGAAUUUUUUUGCAGAUUUAAUGGACCAGUCAGAGCAGACUGUCUGCUGAAUCCACCUGGCUUCUUUUAAACAGACCGCAGUCUGCCUAAUCAAGCCCCCCUGCUCUCCAAACUUCAUUCAUACUGUCAGGAAUCCACACUGACAGCAGUGGUGAACCUUCCUAUAUAGGCUACCUAUAAAGCUUCUCUAAUAUAUUCCCACAGGAAGGCUUUCCACUGUAAUUUGUUGACUGCUGCAGUGGGUCUAAAGAGCAGCAAUACUCCUAAAUGCACUUAUAAACACAGGCACACAUUAAAACACACGCACACACACACACACACAUACACACACCAUCGCCUUGAGAAAGACAUAAGAGUGGUACUCAGGGAGGAAUAAUUACAGAUGGCAUUGAAUUUCCUGCUCUGCAUCGUGCACAAACAGCAUUUAGCCAAGAGGGUUUGCUUACUGCACAUGUUUAAACCGUGGCACUACUUGGCAGCAGAGUUGCAUUAUUGUGAUGUUUCUGAAUGUCUGCAGACGAGGGAGGGAGGCUUAUUGCUCAUCACUUCUUAUCCCUUCUUGAUUCAAAUUUCCUUUUUUUAAAGUAAAAAGUAACAAGUUCGUAAAGAACAAGUCUGAAAGUCUUAAAUAUCUGUAGAUAGGGCUGGACGAUAAAACAAUAAUGAUAUAUAUUGAAAAUUAAUUUCCCUCAAUAUCAAUAUAAAACAUGGUCAAUAUGCUUUUCGAUAGUCGUCAUUCUGCCAUGUUUUGGUAGACUAUACGAAUAGCCAGUGAAAAGGGAGUUUCUCUGGGUCUGCUUCGUGCUGAACCAAUCAUGUGCUGAAUUAGAACCAAGUAGCAAACAACUGCAUAGUAGCAGGCUGCAGCUUCACGCAACCAUAGCACUUUAACACGCCUGUGCAGCCAAGACAGCCAACCAUUUAGUUCGCUUUCUCUAGCGCAAUGUCUUAUCAUAGAGACACAAAGACCUCACAGAUGCAGUUGCUUAUUGUUUUGCAAAGGACAUGCUACCAGUAAGCACUGUUAAAUUUCAUUUUUUAUAUUGUGAUAUAUCGAUAUUGACUGAUAUGAAAAAAAUAUAUCAUGAUAAACUUUUGCCCAUAUCGCCCAGCCCUAGCUGUAGAUAAUUUUUGCUUCCUUUGUCCAUACGCUGCGAUUGAUACCUGAGUGUAACAAGGCAUUGCUUUGGGGUCCCUAAAAUCCAAGCUGUGUUGAAGUAAAUGCUUUGUCAUAUUAGAUGAGCCUCCUCCAUGAGAUGUCUUAGUCAUACCUGUUUUACUUUGCUGCAUCAGUAUCUUUUUUAGGAAAGCAUAGCCAAACUUGUGAUUGUUUGCCACGGCUCACCAUUAUUCUCUCCUUGCAGCUUUGUUGACACACAGCAGCACAAAUGACAUACUGUUGUGCAGACGCAGAAGGUCCAGGCAGAUGCAUGCUAUUUCUUUCAGCUUCAACCCUGAAAUCUCAGAAAUUCAGUUCAAUUGAAUACCCAAACCUACCAGACACAUGUGAAGGACGCUUGUGUCUAACAAUCUUUCCCUUGUUGACACACAGCAACUUUCAUGUGUAAGCUGACUGAUACCAGGACUCCUGGGAGCUUUCAGAUGCUCCCACUGAGAAGUUUGCUUCCUCUGUUGCCUCCCUGGCUCUGAGUGAAACUAGUUGUUGAGGAGGACAUGGUGUUUGUAUGCAUAAGUAAUUGACUGUUAGCCUGAAGAUAUGUGUAUUUACUGCAUGUUUAUGCAUGAAGUACUGCUCUGCCUGUACCUGGAGCUGUUGUAUUUGUUACAGAGAAUAGGUUGUAAUUGAAUAUUCCUCCCUGAGUCGGCUGUGAAAGCUCAUUACCUGCCCCUCUGCGCAGGAGAGUCCUGGGAGAAGGAGCAAGAGCCCUUAGGGGAAAAAAAAGAAAAAAGAGGAGGAAGAGUGAGUUCAGAGCUUGAUCCGGUCCAAAUCAGAAUUGAGGGAAAAGAAGAAAAGUGAGCUGUAGAGAUACAGAUAGAUGACUAACAGUUGGGUGUUGCUCCAUCAUGAACUGCCAGACCAGCUUCUUUCAGUGUUAUGUAACUCUGUUUUCAAGGAUUUUCUGCUGAUAUGUCACUUUCUUCUUCUGGAGGUGUGUACAACUGUCGGACUGGCAGUGUUUCAGAAAACGCUGUGAUGUCGUGCAGCAGUAGACAACAAAGUGAGGACGUUUGAGUACCGUUUUUUAUCUUCCAGGUGCCGAACUUUGACCUUGGCUUAUUCUGACGACCUUUACAACCACAUUACUAUAACACAGAGAGUCUAAUGUCCUCUCUGUGCCAAUGUGUGCUGUUGCUUUUAAACUUAAGAUGAUUGCUGUACUGUAUAUAACACUUUAGUAUGGACCUUGCGUACUCACAGAUUAGGCUUAUACCAGUACUGCUGUUGGAUUGAUAUCCUGAUACCAUUAGGACAUACAGUAUAAGAUACCUAAACUGCUAUUGCAGGGUUUCCCUUAUAUGCAAUUUAGCGUGGCGCACCACCACGGCUAGAUAAAAGGCGGUACAACAUAAAAAAUGAAUUUUUUUAUUCCGUGGUUCUUCGUCAGUCUCAUAUGGUCAAAUAAUAAUACCAGUAGAUCAAAUACCAAUACCAGUAGACCAGAAACUGAUACCAGUGAAAAUGAUACUGACAACUAGUAUAUUAAAAAAUUAUAGUGCAUAAGAAACUAGUAUCAGUAUAACAGAAAUUGAUACCAGUACAUUAGACACCAAUACCAAUAUAUCAAAAACUGAUACCAGUGUAACAGAUACUGAUACUAGUGUAUAAAAAAACUACAAACCAAUACUUGUAGAUCAAAUACAAAUACCAAUAUAUCAAAAACUGAUAUUAGUAUAACAGAUAUUGAUUCUAGCAUAAUAAAACAACUACACACCAAUACUUGUAGAUCAUAUACAAAUACCAAUGUAUCAAAAAGUGAUACUAGUAUAACAGGUACUAAUACUAGAAACUUAAACAAUUAUCGUGUAGGAGAAACAAAUGCCAGUAGAUGAACAACUAAUACCAGUAUGAUCUAUACUGAUGCUCGUAUAUAAAAAGAGAUUGUGUUGUUUGGGAUUACGGUCAUUUUGACAGGAGUCACAUGACCCAUAUAUUAUAAAAACGCAAUGCUUUGUUGUCAUGUUUUAGGGGUUGGAAGUCACUGAUGUUCACAAUAUGUGGUGUUAUUAUUGUUAUUGCAAGUCUCAAAUGAUCAAAGGUUAACCUGACGUUAUGCUCUGCUCAUGCUCGACUUGUUAUUGUUUUCUUUACUUUUUAACCUGUCAGUCGGUCUAUUAAGAUUAACUUUUUAUGCAAAUGUCAGGGAAAUUAGUCAUUUGAGACGUCAUUUCUAGGAAGGAAAUAGAAAGCUGAGGAACCAACGAAGGAUGGAAUGAAGAGAGAAGCAAAUAGAGAGAGUGAAAGAUGUGCAGGUUUGUGAUUAGAGGAAAGAGACAGAGUUUACCUUGUUUAAUUGAAGCUGGCUCAGAGCCUGUUGUUAUUCUGGCCUUGUACAUCCCUCCACUGUAAGCUGUGCAACGAGAGAGAGAGAGAGAGAGAGAGAGAGAGUGAGUGAGAGAGAGAGAGUGUGAGGGAGAGAGAGUGAAAGGUAAGGGGAGGGGGGGAUUGCUGCAAAGAGGGGAAGACAAUGCGAUGUGACACAGUAGGAAAACAGGCAGCAGGGGGGGAGGGGGGUCUAAAGCUUCCUUGUAGGUGUUAUCAGGUUAAGCCACCCACCAGUGGCUGUCUCCAUGGUGACACCAUGGUAACAACCAGGUGUUCAACUAGGAAAGAGCAGGACCUUGCUUAUGUAAAGGGGCUUCCUGCUCUCGUUAUUUCUGUCUCAGGUUCUGUGUCUGUACAGGUCUCAAGAAUAUAAAAGUACAAAUGACUUUAAAUCCCAUCGAUUCAGCCUCUUCAAACUUCUGCUUUUCUUUUCUCGCCUCAUCUUUUUUUUUCAGAUUUAUUUCAAAGUGCAAGCAAACUCUAUGAGGGACAGAAUGUGUGUCUGAGGUAACCAGUCAGUGUAAUGCAGACUAUUAUCUUUAUUUUUUUAUGGAUAAUUUAUCGGGUAAAAAUUACAAGAAACGAAAAGUUAAAUGUCAAAAUCCAGAUUCCAGCUUUAAAAAUUAAAUUUCUUUAUCUUAGUUCUUCACUCCUUAAUGACGGCUAAAAAAAAAAAAACAUUUACAUGUCUACAACAAAAAAAGACAUUUAAGGAAAUUAUCUUGCAUUAAUUAUUACAAAAAUCUAAAACGAAUCAAAUUAUGCAUAAAGAUAAUUAACAAAUUUACUACUAAUAAUAACAACAACGUGAUAGUCUCUUGACUUUCUGUAUUGCAUAUGUACAGUGUUUGUGUAUAGACAGCGGUUAUUAGAUCUCUUGUAGACUGUCUGUGUUUGGGGUCAGUGUUGAGAUCAGUGUGUGCAUGCCUCGUUUUGCAUGCUUGUGUGUACUUUGUGUGUUUGUGUGUGUGUUUAUGUUUCUGUAUUGCAUUCUUAAACCUAUAAGCUCAUUUAAUAACAGGCUUACAGAGAUCUAUGUUACAAUCCGUUGGCGUUAGCUCUGUUACAUCACUGCAGCCUCCUAUGUGUGCGAGUGUGAGCUUGUGUAUUUGUGUGUAUGUGUCCACGUGUGUCUGUGUUACUGAGGUGGGGCCUGGGGGGGUUUGUGGUGUAGAGGGCUAACAGACUCCCUGCACAUGGAAACACACUAGGAACAAUGACACACACGUGCUUGUGCCAUGCCGUCACUUCAGGCAAGACACACACUAAGCACACAAAGGCAAACACACACAGACCCCCCCACACACACCCACUCAUAUACACGGAUCUUUACCCUCGCUUUGAAAUGCAUAUAAUAAACACAUACCAAGCCGAAAUCUCAGAUCUACAGCUCAGUUUCAUGCAUUAAUAGUCCGAGAUGUAGAGUAUCUCACAGUUGUUGAGGAUAUUUGGGUGAUUUAGGGCCACAGAUACACAAAAAAAAUAGAAUACUCAACAACACACAUUUGUCUGACUCUUCUUUUGUGGCUCUCUGUCCUUGUUGCUUUUGUCUCUGCAUCCACCCUCUAAAACUUUUGUUUUAUGUGAAGACAUGCUGCAUAAAUUAGCAAGGCAGCAUCCUGUGGGCUUCUCAUUUCUAUUCUAGUGCAGGACUAUGAGCGAAUGAACCUUUCUCUCUUUUUUUUCUGACAGUAAAGGUAAAUCUUUUUGUUUUGUUGGAAGCUAACUUGCGUCUGGAUGUCCGUGUUUCUUGAGUUGUUUAACAGUGAGAACUUAAAAUGGUCUCAUUUAUAAAUAACAAUCUGACUGUGCGUGGUGUUUUAAAGCCAGAGAAUUUAAUAGUGUGAUUACAUCGAGGGAGUUAUCCUAAAGAGACAUUAAAAGUUUAAUACUCCAAUAAAGAGCCACAAAGUUAACCAUAAAAAUGCAUUACAGAAUGAAACGGUGAUCAUAAAAAUGUCAUUAAAAAUGUGGAUGGCAUUUAUCUUUGUGUAGUAUAAAUGGAAAAAAAGCUGUGCAGAUGAUCAAAUUAAAUAAAAGAUAAACAGAGGGGCAAAGGGUUACAGCGUCACAACUAAAGCUGAUGAGGUGACAAACGCUGGGCAAAACAAUGAAGAGUGAAACAGAAAAGAGGGAAGAGGAAAAAGAGGAAGUCUGAGAGACAGAUGGGAGAUGAUCCUGCAGAAGGACACUCCUUAGGGUUUUCAUAUCCUUCUCCUGUUUCCUUUUGAAUAACUGAACUCGAACCUGCUCUGAGUUUAAUGUGUUUAAAGUGACGUAUGGGGCUCAAAGUGUAAAACACUGUAUGUACUUCAUCAAUCUCACGUCCAAUUCUGUCUUGUUUUCUAUCUGUUGCAGAUAAACCUGCGACUUAUUCUAGUCAGCGGGAAGACAAAAGAGUUCCUCUUUUCCCCCAACGACUCGGCGGCAGACAUCGCCAAACACGUCUACGAUAACUGGCCAAUGGGUGAGUUCUGCAUUUUCAAACCUCAGAUUUUUACUCUGGUGGUGGUUGAGAGAGAAGCGGGAGUUAAAGAGCUUUUGCUUUAAAAUCUUUUAAAAAAGUAACAAAGUGUGGCUGUUAUAAAGCAAAAAAAAAAGUCAAAUACAAAAUAAUGUAAAGGUUUAAGUUCGACAUGAACUCGCCUGGCUUUGAACAAUUUUGUUCUCUUUGUCAACAUUUUCUGUCAAAUUUAUUCAUAAAUCACGUGGAGCAUUGCAAAACUCCCUUAAAAGAGAAAUGCUGAUAUUGUCUUUUUAUAUUUACUAUCCUGUUUUCUGCUUUGUUAUUGCGUUUCUUUUCUCUUACCUAUUUUAUGUAGGGUUCUUGUAUUGUCUGGGUUCCUUAUGACCAAUGAAAUUGGCCUUCAAUUCUGAGGCCUUGUUUUAACUGAGCUUUUGUUUUUAUUAGUUUUUAUUUCCAUGUGCUGGCAUUCUGUGCUGUAUAACUAUUUGUCAAAGCACUUUGUAAACUUCUGUUUUUAAUAAUGCUAUAGAAAUAAAGUUAUUAUUAUUAAUAUUAUCUUUAUAUUUUCUAUUUAGAGUGAAAUCUGUGCGUUUCAAUCCUGCACAAGUAAAGAAACAGGACAGCUUUUAGCAGAUGCAAGAUAUUCCCUAUUUCUCAGGCAAAAACAGACCGACUUAACAACGACAGUUUUGUUUACUGGGAGCCAAUGUUGCUUCUUUUUAUGCAGUAUGAGCUGUACGAUGUGGUGUUAAUUGAGAGGCCCUUGUGCUGUUAAGAGUAGUUAAUGCUAAAUAUGGACAUAGAUGGGUAUUUUAUAUGUGCAGGAUAUUUUCUCACUUUCUUGAUUCAAAUCGUUCAGGCCCCGUUUUGUAUUUUGUAAUGCAUCACAUUGCAUAAGCACAGCUGCAGUGUGUUUGCAUGAGCUGUAAUUGCUUACAACUCAGCUGCUAAUGCACUUGGAAAGCAGAGGAACUGACCAAGCUUGACUGUGUUUUCAUUUUCUAUAACUCCGAUAAAGGCGGAUGAGUGCUUAUAGCAGGUUUCCAGGGAGCUGAGAUCACAUUCAAACCUAUUACUAAUUACGUGCAUGUAGUUCUGCGGUGCUGUGUGGGAAGAAACAGCCUUUGGUGUUGGAUAAUAAGAGUGGACUCCUGCUUUCAGUGUGAUUAUCAUUGCAUACAGGAAUGUGGGCUCGGAGUACAGCCACCUCCUCUCUGUAAUACACCCACUCCCUAAAUGCUGCUGCUCCAAUCUCGACCUUACACCACCUUCAAAUCUGAACAGACUGUUGCCUUUUCCCACGGUGCUCCGACUGUAGCCCGCUUUAUGGGCGGCCCACAGCGCAUGAAAGACUAUAAAUUAUGCCGAUGGAUGCAGAUUCUGCUCGUCAAGAGGACGUCUGUUUUGGAAGUGCUUCGCGUUCCUCCCAGACAACAGAUCUGAACCCUGUGAGACCUGGAGCAGGCUCUCAGUCGGCAGCAACACCCUCUGCUUAGUCGGAGACAAACAUCUGGUGGCCAGACUCUGCUGCUGUCUCUGUUUUCUCUCUCAUUUAAUGCCUUCACUUUUGUCUCCAGCCGUUUCUGAGCCACACCUCAUGUUCCUCUGCGCUGAUAUUCCAUAAUGCAUCCCACAAAUCCCUCAUACACAUUUCUGCAGAGAACGAUCUGAACUAAGGGCCCCUUGAAUAUCUUACAAUACAUCAGUGUGGUUGUUGGUGGUCCUUUUUUUUACCAUGCACUGAAAGUUUAAGAUGUAAAGCUUUUUGUCUUGAACUCAGACGGGAUAACAAUCAUCUCCAAAAUAGCCUGUUUUUGUUUUUUAACCUUUCCUUACAUGUUUUUCUUUAAAUUAUUAUUUUUGGGCCAUUUUGCCUUUUAUUGAUAGGACAGGGUGAAAUGUAGGGAGAUAGAGAGAGAUUGGGGAGGACUCCAGCACACGGUCGGAACAAGGCUCAAGCCCACGACUGCUGCAGGGACCGUGGUCCCCAUACAUGGGGCCCGCUAACCUGCUCAGCCAUCUGCGCACCCCUCCUUACAUUUUUUUAUCCAAAACUGACCAUACAAACUGUGAAUUUUCAAAACAAGUUAUGGAGUGUUAAAAAGGUUGUGUAAUGCAGUUGCUGCCCGUGCAAUUUCUCUGAUAUUAUUAUUAUUAUUAUUAUUAUUAUUUAUUUUUUUAUUCUUUUUUUAAUUUUUAUUAUUAUUAUAUUUUUAUUUAUUUAUUUAUUUACUUUCUUACUUACUUACUUACUUAUCUAUUAUUAUUAUUAUUAUUAUUUUUGUUUUAUUUGUAUUUAUAUUUUUUUAUUAAUAACGAUAUUUAUUAAUCUAUUUGUUUAUUUUUUAUUAUUUUUUAUUUAUUUACUUAUUAUUAUUAUUAUUAUUACUAUUAUUAUUUAUUUUUAUUUUCUUUUUUUUUAUUUACAAGGUUUGAACUCAAAUUGAGCUAAAAGAAAUAAUGAGGAUAUUGAGAAAAAUAUUCUUACGAGCAAACUCUUAAUGGGAAAACAAACAGUUUUAAACAUUUCUCUCUCUGUUUUUAUUUCUGUCUUUAACCCUUUAUUUCCUUUUAUUUCUCCUGUUUUUUUCUUUCAGAUUGGGAGGAAGAGCAGGUAAGCAGUCCCAACAUCCUGAGGCUGAUCUACCAGGGCCGUUUUCUACACGGCAACGUAACACUAGGAGGUGAGAAAACACAGACUGUAUUUUUAAAAAAACCCUUACGUGCUCAUAGACAUGCAUGCAAACUCACAGCAGUGUGUUGCUGGAAAGUUCUUUGCUGUUCUCAUCCCUUUCCUGCGCCACAGAACAGAGGUACCUCAGUGCUCCGGACAAGCCUGCUUUGACUGAGAGAGAGGGAGGAGAGAGGAAAUAGAGAAAAAGAGAGGAAAGAGAGUGGUCAGGAAAAGGGCAAGACUGGCGGUGGCAGUAGCAGCACAAUGAAGAGACAGAAAGGCAGUGGGGGGCCGGACGGGGGGAUGUCUUUUUUUAAGGCAACCCACUUCACUUCUCCUUUGGCUUUCAGGCUUUUUAGUAAACUCAGCCCAAUUUAUAAUUGACUGGGGUUUUGGGGGUUUAAAGCCUUUUACACUCAUCUCAUUCCUGCCAUCUAUCUGAUAAUUCCCUUAACACUUGUUUAAUGUGUUUGCAGACUGACACAAAAUCCUCUUUGAGACAGGCCAAAACUCCUUCUAAUUCUCCUGUCAUACACAGUAGUUGCUAACAGUAAUUGUGUGUGGUGUUAAAUUUAUAUUUUAUCUGAGAUAUUUACAGGAACUUAAAAAGUGGGAGGGAGCACAGUGGUUGUAGUGUGGAAAUAAACAUGAAGUGCUAAUUUGGGAAGAACUAUCCGCUCUCUGUAUAUUAUAGAUAUUAAAUUACUGCUACUUAGAAAAGAAAUAUUUAUUUAAAUAUUAAUUGAGAUGAACUUUAACAGCACACAUGGUUAUAAUCUGUAAUUUCAUAAAAAAUGCAAUGUUUAGAGCUGCAGUUUUACAGUCACUAUUAUGUCCGACUGUUAGCUAAUUAUCGUCUAAUGUUGCUCGUUCCUCUCUUGAUUGUAGCUUGAUGGCGCAGAAUAUUUAACUGUUACAGAGAGCUGAUUCAAAAGGCUACUGGUGGUUAAUGACUUUGCCCAGACACAUACUGUAGCUCACUGAAUAACCUUUACAUCCUUCCUUCCUUUCUCUCUGUAUCUCUCUUUCUUUCUCUCUCUCUCUCUCCUCUGCCAGCUCUCAAACUGCCCUUGGGGAAGACCACAGUGAUGCAUUUAGUUGCCAGAGAGACUUUGCCUGAGCCAAAUUCCCAAGGUAACCAGCUCCCCGUCUCUUUCUUCCCUUUCAGCGGACCUUUCACAUGCCAGACUUUAAACGUUCUGCUCCCAGCCGUUAUUUAUUUCUGCGCAUAGCUUCUGUUUUAGAACAUCAACUGGUGCAAAUAAUUGGCUUACUUUUAAGUGUUUCCCUAAGAUACAGCAUGAAGUGCAGAAUAUACAACUGGCUACUUCAUUAGCAACACCAUGCGAGUACUUGCUCUGACCUUGCCUGUCUUUAGUUCCCUUAAUUCUUUAAGUGAUUUUUACACAUUCAAAAGGUGAUAAACAGUUCCUCAAGAGUUUGGUCCUUAAUGGGAUCAUAUCAUCAAGCAUUUGUUAUAGAUCUGGGGCAAGUUUCCUCUUCAAAUCCAGCCCAAAGGAGCUCUGUUAGAGCUGAACCCAAACCCAGUUUACAUAUUUUUUAGGCAUUUAUGUAUCAACUGACUCUACUCUAUAAUAAUUUCUAUACAUGUCAGGGCUUGACACUAACUAAUUAGUCGACCUUAGUACUAUUAUUUGAAAUCAAUUUUAGGUCAAUUGGUCACAUGACAUGGAAGCUAUUGAAGGAAAACAGCCUCUUUUGAGAACAUCAACCAGUAAUUUAUUGAUGGUCCCUUAUUCAACACCCGACGUUGACAGCGAGAGUGUCGAGUAGAUUUAGCCACGCUGCUGUUGCUACUCCUAGUUAUGUCAGUGAGAAGAAACUGGUUGAUUCGCAGUGAAUGUCAUCGAACAUUCAACCUAAAACUAACUUCACCGCGGUAUUUACAUGAAUAAACAUUUGUUGCCUCGGCUAAUUUUUUUUAUGCGCAUAUGUUCCCCCAAAUACAUUUUACAAUCCGCACACAGCAUGUCUCUGCAAAACCUGCAUUUCAGUCUCUUAUGUUCAUAUAAAUAACUCACCAAAACAAUACAAAUCACAGCAUAUCAGAGAAAUCAUUGUAACUGUGUGAAAUAUUGAACCUGUGUGCCACACUUUGAAGCAGCUGCUUAGACCUGAGUGUGAUGUAAUUAACAUCCCCAAAUGCUGAUCUGAUAUACAGAUAUACCUAUAGAUAUGUAUGUAAAGAUAAUCUUAUUUUUGGCCAUGUAGAGUCUGUUAUUGCUGGAUGACGAUGUUUAUGCUGGCUUGUGUGUGUUUCCAGGUCAGAGGAAUAGAGAGAAGACUGGGGAGAGUAACUGCUGUGUCAUCCUGUAAAUAAACACCUCUCUCGCCGGCCCUCCAUCCUCCUUCAUUAUCCGUUCUUACCCCCAUCAUCCUGGACCUUAGAGCUCAUCCCCUGUCCUGGAGCCUGUCCACAGUGCGGAUAUGCAUACAGACAUACACACACAGACACAGACACGCACACACACUUCUUCUUGCAUUCUUUUUUAACCCCCCCUCAAACUCACACUUACAUAGAGAGACAGCAGCAGGCUGGAGCUGAUUCAGGAACAGAUUCAGGAGCAGGAGAUUAAUUAACGACAGAGUUGAUUCUGUUUUUGUACUUGAUGUGUCGUCAUAACUGAAAAUAAGAGGAAGGAACUGGACUUGUGCAUGUAUUUUUUUCCUUGAUUCUUUUUUUUCUCAAUGCACACCUUGUUAAGCCUUCUGCCACACUCCUUCACAUACACACACCCACCAACACACAAACCCUGUCCAGCCAUCCUCAGCAGGUCUGUUAAAAGUCAGUCUCUAACCGGCUCCUCAUCCUCCAGCUGGUUGUCAUAGUAAUGCAGUGCCCAAGUUUGUGUGUGUGGCCUUGUUUUCUCAUACGGACUGCUGAGAAUUUUAACCACUAACAUCUCAACAACAACAACAACACACACAUACACAUACACUGUGACAUCCUGUCCACACAUCCAACCGUAUGUGCUUGUGUGAUCUCCCUCGGUGCAGCAGAUGAAGCUUAGACGUGCCUGAUCAGAUAUCUCAAACCACGACACACAAGCAUUCUCAUACAGUAAAUACUCAUACUGAAAAUACACACACACAGACACAAACCUGUGUCCUUUUUACUGCCCCCUUCUGCGUGUGCCCUUAAAAGUCACAAGGGAGAAACAACUCUGUUCGCAGAGCGCUGUAGAGACAGCACACAUGCCGCUCUUUCAGUCAUCAUAUUUUUGCCAAACGAAGCCUAACAAACAAACAAUUACACGAACAAACCGUUGUCUGCGGUCUUGUUCGGGUUAUUUGUUUGUCCAUGAUUUUGUGACUGUGUUUUUGACAGUCCAUGCAUUUUACUGGCCGAGCAGUGUUGUGAUUAAAAAGACGUCCUAUCAGUUUUCUUCCCCUUCCCUCCUUCCUUUUAGGACAGCCUCCUGUAAUCCUCCUUUUUUUGUUAACAGUGUUGUGAAGGAUCUCUCUCGACAAUUACUGUCCAAGCAGGGAAAUUAACUCGGGAUGAAAAUGUUCCUCAUUUGUCUUAAUUUGCUCUCCUUAAUCCUCUCUUUGCAUUAACAAAUCCAUUUUGCACAACUGAAGCAUGUGCUCCUUCAUCAGAUUAAUAAAACUGUAUAAAGGUUUUAUUGUUUUAUUUUAUAUUUUUCCAAUGGAAGUAAUGUUCCAAACAAACCAAGGUAACGUGUAGAAUAUAUUUAAUAUGAAUCUUAUAUAGAACAUGAUGACUCUAGAUCUUGUUGCUAUACAGUAUAUUGGUGUGUAGUCUAUGAUUGUGUAUACGGUUAGCUUCUAGCCUGUUCACAGUCACUCGCUGACAAUGUCUUGUGCUUAACAGCAGCAAAAAAAAUUCCCUUAUCAUCAACAGACUGUAUUUUUAUUUUCUUCUGUGCUCUUUUACUAUUAUUUUUUCAUUUGUUUAUAAUUUAAUGUAAUCCUUCUUUUGUGGGUUUUCUUUUUUUUUGCUCUCAAGAAUCGCUUUGUAACAGCACUAGGUCUUAAAAAAAGAAAUAUUGUUUAUAUUGAUCAGGGUUCAAAUCUGUACAGAGAUAAACGUUUUCAAACCAAUUGUAAAUAGCACUAAUACCCCCUCUACCCCCUCCAAACUUCAAAAUGGAAUACAUCUGUAAACUAAAUAAAGGUUAUUGAAGUGCACUGCUUCCUUUUGUCAUGACUCCUCACACAUAAGUCAUAAAACUCUCACGUGUCACUUGAUUUUUACAGCAUUUUAUUGUUUUCUAGCUGUGAAGUGAUGUUCUGGGUUGGGCAUUUCUUGAUUGUACAGCACAUGUUCAACUACCUGAUGACUUAGUGGAAGGAAAUUAUAAAUGAUUCUUGACAGUCUGUGUGGGGACUGCAGAUUUUCUUAACAUUAGUAAGUUAACAGGUUUCAAUUGGAGUUAUGGAGUAUUUUAAUUUCUUAAUUAUAGACAAAACAACAAUUGUGAGUAGGACUGGGUGAUAAAACAAUAACGAUAUAUGUAGCAAAUUAACUUCUUUCAAUAUCAGUAUAAAACAUGGUCAAUAUCCUUUUGGCUAGUCGGCAUUCUGCAAUGUUUUGAUAGACUAUAUGGAAAGGGAAGUUGCUCCAGGUUCGCUUCACGCUGAAUCAAUCGUGCUGAAUUAUAACCAAGUAGCAAACAACUGCGUAGUAGCAGGCUGCAGCUACACGCAACCAUAGCAUUUUGACACAUGAAACCGACAGAACUGUCGGUGAGAAAGAAAUAAAAUGAGUGCUACCCCCUGGCAGAAAUGUAGAUGAAGGCUCAACAGAUGACGACAUUGUCGACAACACUGACACAAAAACGUCGGUGGUGUGGAGGUAUUUUGUUUUUUUUUUGAGGUCCGACAUGAAGCAGAGUAACUGCAAAUUAUGUGGAGAACAUGUUCUUGCAAAGUCGGGGAAUACCUAAAAUCUUUUUCACCACCUGAAGCUGCUUUCUCUAGCGCAACGCCUUAUGACAAAACGCUGAAGAGACACAAAGACCUCACAGAUGCGGGAUCUUACUGUAUUGCAAAAGACAUGCUACCGAUAAGCACUGUUAAAUUUCAAACAGUAGGUGCUUACCUUACUUUGUUGAUAUCCUUUUAGGAGGGUUAUCAACAAUAGUCGCAUCUUCUACUAACUUGUAAUUAGGGUUGGGCAUCGAGUCUCGAGCAUCGAUGGGGACUGGGAUUAACAUUACCGAGACGUCCCGGAAUCGUCCCAGAAUCGUCCAAGUUUUAAAAUCUUAAUUGCAAGUUCCGAUGUUGGAGGUGAUAUUUUUGGAAGGAUGGUAGGGGAAAGUCCCACCUCCUUUGCCUCUGACUGGCUAGAAAAGCUGGAACGGGGGCUGUUGGCUCUGAACAUCGAACAGAACAUUACAGAACAUUAUCGCACUUUUGAAUCUCCUAACCCUAACCCGACACACAAUGACAUUUCACAGCCAUAAGGAAUAACCAAUCAAAGCCCAGCACUUCUAGCCAAUCAGAGGCGAAAGAGGGCGGGACCUUCCCCUACCACUUACAAAAAUUUUCGCAUGCUGGAGUCCACCGACCGGAAGAAAUAGCCGCCGAACACCAACGAAGAGAACGCCGCUGAACACCAACGAGGACGAUGCGUGUGAGACAAAACCACACACACACAGAGAAGAGAAAGAGAGAGCGUUUGGCUAACUUUAGCAGGAAGAAUGAACUCUUAUCUCCGUAGCAUUAGCAUCUCAUUAGCAACACAGUUAUAUCAUACAAAGGAAGGUACACGACCAACAUGAUUAAACACCUCAGGAUUCAUGGAGGAGAAAUACCUGAGUGCCCGUCUUUGACGCGCUUCGCCGGUCUUCCGCUUACCAGCCAAAGUCAGAUAAGUAAAACAAUAAAUUACUUGAGUCUUCUGCUAACUUUGAAGCGGCAAACAAAUUGUACUGUGUACGGUGGGUCAACUUUGUUAGCUAACGUUAGCCCUCGUACUUUUUCAUAGACAAACGACCUGACAACAAAAUUGAUAUUUAUAUACUGGUUGAAAACAGCCCUGAGAGAAAUUCAUAGUAAACUUCUCUAUAAAGUUAAUAUAAUUCAAAAAUUCAUGGAGAAGUUCAGAAAUUUCAUUGAACAGAAGAACUCUUAUUUAAACCAUGCAUUAUUUUUUAAAUGUCCCGCCUUUUAAAAGAAUCGGAAUCGAAACGAGGAAUCAGAACCGGAAUCGUUCAAAAUCAAACGAUAUCCAACCCUACUUGUAAUACACUCAAAAUUAAAAAAUGUUUAUUCUUAAAGGUGACUUCACACAGCAGCAGCAUUUAAAUCCACUGAACUUAAUUCUUCGAGGCUUUACAAAGAGGUUGUACAGUCCGUGUACUUAUGACACUACAGAAAAGGGUUAUGUUAUUACAAAGACAGCUUUUGACGAGGAGGUGAAGGACUGGAUCAUUCUUUAAAAUGUCAGUACAGUACAGUACAGUGAUGUUAUGAUUUUCUUCAAGUUAUUUUUAAGAAUGACUCCUCUAUGUGCAGAUUUUCCUCCUCUCCUCCCUGUAUUUAUGCUGUGUCCACACAGCGACUGUAAUGUGGGCCACAUAUUCCACAUGAAUGUGACUAUUCUUCUGUUAUUUACACACAGAAACACACAGAAAGAGUCUGUGUGCAGACAGAGAAGAUUAUGGUUACAGUAGUACCACUCUGGACCACAUGUUUUGUUUAUAUGACAUGAAACCACUCAGGAUUGCUUCUUAACAAAAGAGGAGUCCCUGCAUAUGGACUAAUUGUUGCCUGAAAGGUAGUGCGAGUCCUUUUAAGUAUCACCAAGUGUGGCAUUUAUACAGUGAGAUUUAAAUGUGUGAAUAAACUGAGAGAGGUAAUUACACGACAACAGCAGGGUGUAGAAUAAAUGAGACAGUCGGGGUGAGCUCCAGCAGACUGGGUUAUACAGGAGGAUUUUCAAAGUAAAGCAGAAUCUACCAAACAUUAUGAAAAGUAUUGCAAGAUAUGAUCUUCUUUGCUCAGUAUGUGGUGUGAAAUGUUGGAGGAGGAUGCCAUCUGCUGGCAGAGAAAUAUACAGCACUCAUUCGCCUUCAGGUGAAACUCAGGGACCAUUUUCUCAUUAGCUAGUCUAAAUGUACAAAGAGGUGGAAGAUGCAGCAGAUGCAUGAGCUCAAAUUGAUAAUUCCCACAGUUACACAGUUCUGGUCUUAGAUGGCUGAUUUACAGUUUUCUCUGUUUGCCUUUUUGUUUUGUUGACUAAUUCAGGUGGGAUGACCAAACCUCUAGAAAUCAGCUGACAGACAAUGGGAGCACAGAUGGGUCACAGUAAGUAGGAUGUGAAUUUGAUUACUGCCAGGGGCCUUCUCAUGUAGAGCCAGAAAGUCCUGGAUCCUACUACUGGGGGGACAGAGCAAGUAUUUAAAUCAUCAUGAUCUGCCAGAAAGCAGACAAGCCUGUCCAAGAAAAUCUUGCAUGGUAGCACUGAAGAUUGGCAGUAACAAUAAAUAGAUCCUGGAUUCAAAGCGCCAUUACUCACCCCCUCUUAGGCUUGUAUGGCCUCGAUCUUACCAACAUGGUCUUAACUCUGCUUUUGAUUCAACACAGUGUAAUGGAAAGCAAAUAAACCUAUACGUAGUGCUGGGCGAUAGGACGAUAGAUAUCGUGGGCACGAUAGAAAAUGUCUAUCGUGCCAUUUUUAUUUUUAUCGUUUCGGGCGAUAGGCUGUAUUUUAUCCAUAGGGCUUGUGCCAUCAGAUGAUUCAUAGUAACAACAACAAUAAUUGCACAUUCAGUAAGUGUAUUUGGUGUCGAACGGGAAAGAAAACAACAUUUUCUUACAAAGAAAAGGAUGCGUUGACAUGUAGGCUUGCAUUUCUCUUUCGAUUUUGCGACACGACGCCGCUUUACGUGCCCUCUUCGUGUCCAGCGUCUGCCGCCGUUGCGGGUUACCUGGGUUACACACGUGAGGGGAUCAUUGUAAGCAGUGCUUAAUUUGUGCCGGAGCAAGUCGGAGCGCGAUCCGGGACCUCUUUUGAUCGGAUCCGGGACCUAUUUCAGCCGUUCCGGCACCUGUUUCAUCUGCUCCGGGACCUUCCCUGUAAAGGAUGACAUUUUUCGGGAAUUCCCGUGGGUCACGUGAUUCCCGCGGGAAUCCCACGGGAUGGGAGUCAUUUUUAAAUAACCCCUUGAUCGGGACGGGACGGGAAAAAAAGCAACGGGAGUGGGCAGGAGCGGGAACAACAUUAAAAGAUGAUCAUUUUCAGCCGUGUUUAACAACCAGAUGAACAGGUGCGUCCAUUUUUGUAGUCAUCUCUCAGUGAGAGCCAACACUCUUGACCGCGCUAGCAACACAAAAGAACUACAACAGUGGUUUGACUUCCUGUCAGCUGGGAGCGCGGCUGCGCAUUUGUACUCUUCAAGCCAGCAGCGAGGAAACGUAAUUUUGUGACAUUCUGUAGUUUUUCAAUCAUUUCUGGAGUCGUGGCGAAUCAAAUCACCUUACCUGUCUGCCCCGGAUAGGCGAAUAAAGCGCUCGGAUUCAUGAUCGGGUCUUGCUACGUGCUUCAAGAGUAAAGUAAACAAUGAUGGAGGCAGAGAGCAGCUUUGGAGGAGAAACAUCUAGCAGUGUGAACAACCUCUUCAGAAGAGCCUACCUUUUUUUUUUAAUAAAGCCUUUGGUUAGUUUUCCUCUAUGCUUUAUGCUUUUACUACCUUGCCUCUUACAUUGCAACUCUAUAUUUUUUAUUUUUUUAAAUUCUUUUUUUAUGCCAAUCUGUGACUGUCAUUCUAUUGCUUUUUUUAUUGUUGCUGCUCUCUUUUUACUGUGUACUGUAGCACUUUGAGAUUUUUUGUAAAUGUAAAGCGCAUUACAAAUUAAAUUUAUUAUUAUUAUUAUUAUUAUUAUUAUUAUUAUUAUUAUGAUGGAGUGCUUUGGCUCACACUAUCGGCGUUUUCUGUGAGUGUUGCAUAACUUUGGGUGAGCACAGACAUGAACGCACUUCAGCCACGUAUUUAUUAAUUUUUCUAGUUUUAAGUGCUGGUCUUGUACUGGUACUGUACUAGUGCAGCUGUAUACACUUAAAUUUUUCAUAGAACUGAAAGCAUACCAUAGCUAUAUCGUGAUAUAUAUCGUUAUCGUGAUAUAAAAUGAUCCAUAUCGUGAUAUACAUUUUUUUCCAUAUCGCCCAGCACUACCUAUACGCACUGAUUCCUUGUGCCUAGCAGGGUUUGGGUUCAAAUCCUCACCUUCCCUGUGUAGCGAGUGCUUCUUGUUUACAACAAGGAGGUUGAAGUCUUAAUCCAGUUCUGGGGUUUGAACUAGGUGACUGCCUUUCACUUCAGCCAAGACCAAAAUUUUUUAAAUUACCAUGACAAAUUAGAGAUUUCAUCAACCUUGGCAGGCCGGUGGUGUUGGGUUUAGAACUGCUGCCUUACAACUAAAGAGUUGUAAUCCCAGACACAGGUUUUUAGGACUGCCACCUUUGAGUGCAGUGGUAUUGGGUGCUUUUCAGCAGUUAUAUUGAUGUUUUGAAAUCAAGUAAACAAAAUACAACUGUACAACCAGCCAGGCCUGUGGUGUGCUGGUUAGAGCUGCACGCUAAGAGUCAAAUAGAUGUUGGCUCAAAUCCCAUUCAGGGAUUUUUUUCAUGACUUACUUUUACCUGAAACAAUUUGUUUUGUAGUCCAAACACAGCUCUUUAGGAGCCGUAAAAAAAAAAAAGAAAGAUUGGAAAUGAGAGGGUAAGAUAUUGUAAAUUUUUCUUUUUCCUGCUUCCACUGGUUCUUGGUCAGUGUGUAAGUUAUUUUGAGAAAAAGUGUACAAUAUAAACUGUGGUAGCAAACACUUUGAACUUUGAACUCUGGUUCACACUCCAACACAGUAGGUGGCGAUAAUGGACUAAAAGCCACACAACUGCAACUGAAGAAGAAAAACUUUGGUACCAUGGAUUGUAGGAGAUAGUUUGAAAGAAAGACUGGUCUGCUGAAUGCUAGGAAUUUUUUUUUUCAUCAGUCCUACAUCCGGGUAUUCUCGCAUACUUCAGAUUUUGCUGUUGCACACUACCUUCUUCAUUUUGACAGUAUCAGUAUGUAUUAGGGGUGGAACGGUUCACAAAAUCCACGGUUCGGUUCGUAUCAUGGUUUUGUGGUCACGGUUUUCGGUUCGGUUCAGUAUACAUUAACUGUUACAAAAAUCAAUUGCGUCUUGUAUAGUAAACUGAAAGAAUGAGGCAGUCUGACAUUCAAUACAUCAUUGUGACAGUCUUAGGUUCAAAGGUAGGUCAGAUUCUGGCAGUGCAAGAGAGGAGACAUAGUUCAAACAUGCUUUACAUUUAUUUGGCAAAGGAUAUCUCUAUCUAUCUAAACAAAAAGUAAAAUGGCUCUUAUAGCUCUGACCCUUGAAUUAGUGAAUACAAAAGAAUUUAACUUUACUAUUUUACAAACAACAUUAUAUACCAUCAACAUAAAGUGAAGCAUAGGCUCUAUCAGCACUAGACUUGUGCCCUUUUAAAAUCAACACAAAAACAUUUUCUCGUAACAUGUAACAACUCCCUGAUUAUUAGUUGUUAAUGAAAAGCUCAGUAUUUUUCACUUGAAAUUGAAGUGCAGUGAAGUGUGUGAAAUACAAUCAAAGAAAUCAGGCUGUAGUUUUGAUCAAACUUUAAGUGUCACUGUGUUAUCUAAAGUCUAAACAAAAUGAAAUAAAUAAUCCAAAUUAAGAGGUCAUCAAUAUAAAAUGCAGCAUAAACCAAAUUUAACAGAUCCUGCGCUCUCCUGCACUCUCUCACACAACUCUGCUCAUCGUAUUAUCAUGUUCUUCUGCAAGAAGAUCAGUUUGUCCACAUUCUCUGCCAAGAGACGAGAUCUACUUGCAGUGACAAUGUCCCCUCAUCUCCCACUCUGAGGUAAUGUAAUGGACAGUCACAGUCAGGAAACUUUCAGUUGCCCCGGAGGUCCAUCCAUCGGUAGUAAGAGCAACAUAGGCUGUGUCAGACAGUUCUUUCACAAUUCCCCGUCGGAUCUUUUCAUAAAGUGCGGGAAUUACCGAGCCGCUCAAGUGUUUGCGGGAGGGGAUCUUAUAUCGCGGCUCGAGCGCCUUUAUCAUGCACUGAAAUCCCGCACCCUCAACCACGGUGUAAGGUUGCUUAUCUUUGGCGAUGAAACACCCCAAUGCCUUUGUUAUGCCCUUCGCCCUGUCCGACUCGUCAUUGUACGGCUGUUUAAAAGCUGCGAGGAGAAGAAGUUGUGCAGGGUUGCCCCUCCUUGCGCUGUCAACAGCCACACUGGGAUGAUGUCUCCGUAAAUGAACUGACAUGUUAGAUGUGUUCCCGUUAGCAUAAGCAAUGCGUGUUGCACAGUACUUGCACACUGUCGCACUUUUAUCCACAACUUUCUUACCGCCUUCAUAGUUCACCCUGAACGCAAAAUGCUCCCAUACACCAGACCUAUAUAACGCUGGUGGCGCAUCCUCCAGCCCCGAGUCUUCUCCGCUCGCCAUGUUCACAGCUCCUCUACAACUAAUUUCUGGGACACACUCAUAGUUGCGCAUGUGUAUGACCCGAACGGGAUGCAAGCGCACCGAACCGGGACGGUCGAACCGAACGGUUCAGUUCGGUUUCUUAAACCGUUCCAUCCCUAGUAUGUAUAGCCUGUAUGAUCAACAUUUUUGAAGAUAGCUGCAGUCUCUAUGAUAUCAAUUAUUUGUUUCUGAAGAGACGUUAAGUCAAAAAAAAAAGGCCUGAGUGGAGCUGAGGCAGGCUAGUAACCUCCAGGCCACUUCAUCAGCCCAGUGUCCAUUCAUCAUUUCUACAGACCAAAAUAGUAAAAUGUAAUUUUGUCUUAUGUACACAUUUGUUUUGAGACAUUUCAUUGAGAUGUUAAGGUAUUAUUGUAUGUUGGAAACAAACCUAAAGAGUAAAUUUUAGUGGUGUUGUUAGCGAUGAUAAUGCAUGUUCUCUUGGCCUGUUCCACUUGUUUACUGACUUUGAAACUGUGAAAUGAUUUUUGUCAUUUUGUCAUUCUGAAAGUUCAGAAAGUGUCUCUUUCUUUCACCCUUCUCUGUAGAGUCUUUAAAGAGUUUUUCUUGUAUCUUUCAUGUUGUAAACAUUUGUGCGUGCUUCUGUUUGUAUGUGCGAGUCUGGAGCCCUCUCAGGAUCAAUUAGUCAGUUUGGUUAAACAGUUUCAAGUAGGACUGUCAUCCUCAGGGAAUCAGUCUGAUGUGAGGAGAAAAACAGAUCAUAACCCUCUGAGAGUGGCUCUCUGGUAGUAGUCUCCUGACAAACCUGUUUGUAAUGGAGUAACUUGGAGAGGUAAAGUUAAUUUCAUGAUCUAUGAUGAGGCCUUCAUUUGAAACAAAUACUUUCAUGACAACUAACACCAUUAAUAAUAGCAUAGUGUAAGUAUAACUGUGGCAGCCACAAUAACAAAUGCAGCUCUGAAUUUAGCUUUCAUCAACUCUGCUGUUACCUGAAGUUGAAUUUAUGUUUACUACUACUCCCAAGUUAUACUGCUUCUCCAGCUAUAAGUACUUAAAUAAUAAAUACAGCAGGGCUCACUUAGAAAUCAGUCAUUUUGCAACCUUCCUCAUCUUCUUACAGUGGAAACCUGAAUAAUUGCUUACCGUACUGAACUGAACUGAACUGGACCACCUGAUGGAAACACAGCUCAAGUUGUCAAAUCAAUUCAGUCAAGGUGGUUCAUCUCCCUGGAGCCUAAUUUGUGCAUUAAGAAAUCAAAAUGAACUAUUCCCCGCAGGCCGGGUUGAAUCCUUCCUUUUUCCUCGUAGUUGUACUUUUUCAGAGAUCUCCCUCUCUGUGGGAGAAUCUGUUAUUUACCCAGGGAGGUCAUUUUGCUCACAUGUCAACAAAACUCCAAUAUUAAUCCCCCAUGGCUCAUAUAUAAAUACACUGUACAUCAUGUAAUAGCUUGAGUUCAGUUGAUCCAAAGCCCUGGAGUGUUAAUAAUCUCUUGAGAAGGCUGUGCUAUUGUUUUGGGCUCAGACUGGGAUAAAUUAAAUUAGUAAGAAUCUGUGUGUGUCCCAGGAAUUUAGAGUGUGUGUUUUUUAAUAAAAGUAGUAGGGUCAUAUUAGGUCAGAGUUGGUCUUUUUUUUGCACUGAUGAGGCAGGGAACCUUUAGCAAAUCAUGUGCAGAGGUUGAUAGUUCUAAGUAUGUGUUGGUGCAAGAGAUAUAGUACCUUGCUCUUUGUUUGCACCUGAAAGAACUAAAGGUUGAAAAGAGGUUACGAUAUCUGUAGCGUUAUGUUGUCUGAAGUUGCCACAAAACCAAACGAGUUUCAAACCGCCGACAAGACUGUGCCUUUUCCAGGAAAACAACCUUUUAUCACAAUGGCAGCUGUGUCAUUGCUGUGUUUGCUUAUGCAGGAAGCAACCAUUGGAGAAAGUGGGCAGUGAAGCAGUGGGAGAGGUCAAAAAGACAUCUAGAUUUUAAUUUUGAAAAAUGUUCAACCACAAAUACAAACUGAUCACUAAAAAUGACAUAUCGCCAAGCUCUAAACUUGCUAUCCUCUUUCAAAAAAUGGUUCCCAUUCCCAGUCAAAUACACAAGUUAACAUAAAGUUGCUAACUGUUGCAACACCCCUCCAAACUUCAAGUGGAAACACACACCCACACCCUCUUUCUUUCCCAACUGCCUCCUGCAUUUUGGGACUCAGUGUAUUUUUUUUCAACUGAUGUGUCAUCAUCCAAAGUGAGCAGUGUAAACAAACAGCUAAUUAACAGCCUCAUUAGGUAGAGCUGUUUCAGCUCUCAGCAAGGGAGUAAAGAGAAGUUCAGGUAUGAACUUAUGGUAACGUAGUUUAACUCUGAUUGAAGAAAGUAAAUCUUCAAGUUUCUUUCCUUUAAAGAAGUAAGUAAGUAGGUAGUAAUGGGCCUGAAACAGGCAAGAUCGGGAUCAUGUUUUGGUGAUAUCUUAGCAGGAAUUGUAUACAGCCACAAUUAUGGUUAUGAUGAUAUUUAUAUAUCACAUGAAAUUACAGAAAAUUAAGAAAAUGAAUCAGUAGUUGACAUGUUUUCAUAGUCAGUGUGCAGAAUAUGGCUACUGCAGUUUAAUUGGAGUUUAUGCCACAUACAUGGUCUAUGUGCCAUUUUCAAAGUAAAGGCCCCCAAGAGUAGUUGAUGAGCUUGGGGAUAAAUGACAAAUAAAAGGCCAAGAGUUAGAAAAAAUACAAAGGGAAAGACGAUUUACUUGGUUUUGAUCUUUUAUUGGAUUUGUUGACAAUAUCUUAUUGCCAAUGUGAGCUGUUUCUUAAUGCCAGUUCAAAUAGAUAUACUGCUCAAAGUCUAAAAAGGUCAAAGUGUGUAUUUCAGCCUUGGUGUUUGAAGUAUGUUUCAACAAAAGCAUGUAAAGCUGAAUUUGGGAUGAAUUGAGAAUAUCUUCAGCUUGACAGUCCCUUAAACAAUUAGGAGCAAUCUCAAACAACAGGAUGGUUAAAAUCUGCUUCAAACUAAGUACAACAAACUUAAGACAAAAGUGUGGUGAAGCCAUGUGCUUGGAUUCGAUAGCCCCAGGGGUUGGACUGAUACCUUUUUUGGCAUCAACUUAGGACUACUUCUCUCAUUGGCUACUCUGAUUUAACUAAUGAUGGUAAGAUAAAGCUUUGUCAUCAGACCAAGCACAAUAGAAGAGGAUACUCACGCUAAAGAAGACAAUCUAAUUCUACCACUUCACUGAGGUGCGACAAUGAACUUAUUCAACUCUGCUCUGGGGAAGAACAUCACUUUUGUGCAUCCUGCAUAUUUCAUAAUAAGUGGGUUUUCUGGCAUUCCUAAUAUCAAGUAUUACUAUGUCUUUCUCUUUUUUGUUUACAUCAUGUCAGUGAUAGGAAACACAGUUGUGAUGGCUGUAAUACAUCUGGAUCACAGUUUGAGAACUCCAAAAUAUGUUGCUAUUUUCAAUCUAGCAUUGGUGGACCUGCUUGGAAACUCUGCUCUGGUGCCAAAACUUCUGGACAUCUUUCUGUUCAACCAUCCUCACAUCCCCUUCAAUGACUGUAUGGCUUUCCUUUUUUUCUGCUUCACCUUUCUUUCCUUGCAGUCCCUUAAUCUGGUUGCUCUCUCCUAUGACAGACUGGUUGCCAUUAUCUUCCCAUUGCACUAUCAUGUUAAAAUUACCAACAGGUUCAUGCUGUUCUUGAUGGCUUCUUUCUGGGCAUUUGCCGUGAUUGCUGUUUUGAUUGCAGUUGGUCUCCUAACAAGACUUUCAUUUUGUAAGUCUGUGGUAAUUAAGAGCUAUUUCUGUGACCAUGGCCUGAUCAUGAAACUGGCAUGCAAUGACAUGACCCCAAGCGUUUUUAUCGGUGGUCUGUUACCAUUUCUUUUUCUUUGGGUACCUCUGAUAUUCAUCUUGACCACUUACCUAUACAUUGGCUAUACACUGUCUAAAGUAGCCUCAGUUCAGGAGAGAUUGAAGGCCUUUAAAACCUGCACUGCUCAUAUUUCAUUGGUGGCAAUUUAUUUCCUUCCAAUAAUGAUUACAUUUUCCAUGAUGGGAAAAAUGCAUCCCAAUGCAAGGAUCAUAAACCUAUCCCUAACUUCUGUCUUUCCUCCAAUGUUGAAUCCAAUCAUUUAUGUUCUGCAGACACAAGAAAUCAAAGAGUCAAUGAAAAGGUUGUUCAAAAUCAAAGUACACCCAAAACUUAAAAAUAAGAAAGAAAUCAAAGUGUGAACUGCAAUGUUUUAUAUAUUUUUCUAUCAGAAAGCUUAACAACUCACACAAAAUCAGUAAAGAUUGAAAAGGUCCUGUGUAUACAAUUUUAUAUAAUUUAGCACAAAAAAAAAUCAAAAUAUAACAACCAGCAACCCUCGCUUUCCUUUCCAAGAAUGAAAAGUUAUUUUUUUGAGUCUACUGUCAUAUUUGUGUCCACCAGCAUUGGUCAGAUUUACCAUAAGUACUCAUUUAUUAAAUUGUUUUACUGAUUGUUUCUUUAAUGGUCUGUAAUCUGCUCAUUUAUAGGGAUCAAUGAUUUAGGUCUUUUGCAGUUUUUUUCUGCUCAUUUUUUGCAGUUUUUCAAAACCACCUCAGAAUUGAAACUGCUUCCCAUUAAAUGUCCAUAGCCAUUCAGGGCCAUACUGAAGUUUCUUUCCUGGCAGGUUUCAUUUUGAAGCAGACAGUUCAGAUCCCUGAGGUUUGACCUAGCCGUGGUUCCCAAUAGACUGAAUGUUUGUCAGUGCUAGGUUCAACCCAGUUUAACUGAUCAGGACUGGAUUUGGAUUUACACAAAUGUGUUGGUGCUAUUUUUUGAAAGAGGCUGGGCAAACUCAUAAAGGAGGCCAGCUCUGUCCAGGGAUGCCCUUUGGAACUUGUGGGGGACGUGGGGGAGAGGAGGAUCACAGCCAAGCUGUCCUCCACGCUGGACAAAGACUCUCACCCCCUCCAACACACACUCAUUGCACUGAGGAGCUCUAUAAGGGACAGGAUGCUCAGCCCAAAGUGUGUGACAGAGAGGUAUUCCUGCAGCCGUCAGACUCCAAAACAAAAACCUCAGGGUGCAAUAAAACAUAGUUAUAUGUAUAGACUGUGCACAUGUAUAGUCUGCACACAUGUAUGCAUAUUCAGUGUAUAUAGUCAUACUUAUAAAUAUCUCAAUUUUUCAAACUGUAAUAUAUCAUAAACUGUACAUAACACCUGUAAAUAACACUCAUGUAUAUAUCUUUUUUUAACUCCUAAGUUUCUUCAUCCUUUAAUUUCUCUUUUUGUAUUUAUGCUGCUGUAAACUUGAAAUUUCCCCCUGUGGGACUAAUAAAUAAAUAUAUCUUAUUUUAUCUACUUUUUAACCAUUGCUCUCCUAUUCUGCUAGUUUUGUAAAGAAUGCUAUCUUUCCAAUAUUAAAACACAAACUAAACUCAAAAUCAUUAGAAAAAUGAACAGCUGUGUCAAAAUCUGUAUGAUGGGGCACCAGUGGCCUAGCAGUCAUAGUGCCCAACAAAUAGGCUAUAGUCCAUGUCCCUGGUUCAAUCCCUGACCAAGACCCCAAGUAUGAUUGAAGUACAACUUUUUUUUUUAAAUUUACUUAAUAAACCUAACCAAAAACUUGGAUGUAAUUAAGUAAAUGUUACUUAAUAUCUUCACAACUGUCAUGUUUUCUGGAAAGUAAAAUUUACUUUAUACUGGCAAGUGAGUGUGACUUGCUAUUGCAGCAUUAAAUUUUACUUGAAUCAAUUGUGUGCAAAUACUUACAAUUUAUUUUUUAAGUACAUGUUAUGAGUUAUUUUUUUCAGUGUAACAAGGAGUGACGUGUUUGUCUGGUGGUGGGUAGCUCCCAUAAGAAACACACAGGAACAUAAAUGACCUAACUGCAGAGAAGGACUGCCUAUCGCUGCAACCACCCACAACCAAACACUCUAAGUCCAACAGCGCUCUGUCACCACAGAGAAAGGAGAGCUUAUUUCUAUCCUCAGACUGGAAGACAACAGCUUGACUUCUACAGGAAACACAUCUCAAUCUAAAUCUUUGGCUUGGAUGUUUUGACAAUGAACUUAUUCAACUCUGCUCUGGGGAAGAACAUCACUUUUGUGCAUCCUGCAUAUUUCAUAAUAAGUGGGUUUUCUGGCAUUCCUAAUAUCAAGUAUUACUAUGUCUUUCUCUUUUUUGUUUACAUCAUGUCAGUGAUAGGAAACACAGUUGUGAUGGCUGUAAUACAUCUGGAUCACAGUUUGAGAACUCCAAAAUAUGUUGCUAUUUUCAAUCUAGCAUUGGUGGACCUGCUUGGAAACUCUGCUCUGGUGCCAAAACUUCUGGACAUCUUUCUGUUCAACCAUCCUCACAUCCCCUUCAAUGACUGUAUGGCUUUCCUUUUUUUCUGCUUCACCUUUCUUUCCUUGCAGUCCCUUAAUCUGGUUGCUCUCUCCUAUGACAGACUGGUUGCCAUUAUCUUCCCAUUGCACUAUCAUGUUAAAAUUACCUACAGGUUCAUGCUGUUCUUGAUGGCUUCUUUCUGGGCAUUUGCUGUGAUUGCUGUUUUGAUUGCAGUUGGUCUUCUUACAAGACUUUCAUUUUGUAAGUCUGUGGUAAUUAAGAGCUAUUUCUGUGACCAUGGCCUGAUCGUGAAACUGGCCUGCAAUGACAUGACACCAAGCCUUGCAAUUGGUUUUCUGUUACCAGUUCUUCUUCUUUGGUUCCCUCUGAUAUUCAUCUUAAUUACUUACCUAUACAUUGGCUAUACACUGUCUAAAGUAGCCUCAGUUCAGGAGAGAUUGAAGGCCUUUAAAACCUGCACUGCUCAUAUAUCAUUGGUGGCAAUUUAUUUCUUUCCAAUAAUGAUUACAUUUUUAAUGAUGGAAAAAAUGCAUCCCAAUGCGAGGAUCAUAAAUCUGUCUCUAACAUCUGUCUUUCCUCCAAUGUUGAAUCCAAUCAUUUAUGUUCUGCAGACACAAGAAAUCAAAGAGUCAAUGAAAAGGUUGUUCAAAAUCAAAGUACACCCAAAACUUAAAAAUAAGAAAGAAAUCAAAGUGUGAACUGCAAUAUUUCAUAAAUUUUUAUAUCAAAAAGCUUAACUACUCACACAAAAUCAGCAAAGAUUAAAGAGGUCCAGAUUUGUGUAUGAGGGGCACACAUCUUCAAAGUGAGACUGUGUACACGAUUUUAUAUAAUUUAGUGAUAAUUCAAAAUAUAACUAGCAUCAACCCUUGCGUUCCCUUUCAAGUACAAUUAAUUGUUUCUUUGGGUCUACUGUGAUAUUUGAGUGCAUCAGCAUUGGUCAGAUCUACCAUAAGUACUCAUUUAUAAAAAUGUUUUAUUGAUUGAUUGAUUGUUUCUUCUGUAAUCUGCUUAUUCAUAGAGAUAAAUGAUUUAGGUCUCCUGCAGUUUUUUCUGCUCCUUUUUUGCAAUUUUUAAAACCACCUCAGAAUUGAAAGUGCUUCACAUACAAUGACCAUAGACAUUCAGGGCCAUGCUGAUGUUUCUUCCCUGCAGGUUUCAUUCUGAAGCAGGAUUCACACAAUGUGUUGGUGCCAUUUUUUCUUACCAUUGCUCUCCUGUUCUGCUAGUAUUGUAAAGAAUGCUAUCUUUCCUAUAUCAAAACACUAGUUCAGAUUAAAAUCACUGAAAAAAUGAACAGUUGUAUAAAAAUCUGUAUGAUGGGGCACCAGUGGCCUAUAGCGGUCUUAGUGCCCCACAAAUAUAGGCUAUAGUCCUUGUCCCUGGUUCAAACCCCAGCCAAGACCCUUUGCUAGAAGUCUGUCCUUACUGUCCACCCUUAACUCUGCCUUUCUUAAGCUCAAAAAUGUGCAUGAUAAGAACCAACUAUGACAGUUACCAUGUUUGUGAAAAAUUUAUUUGACGUGUCUUUUUAUUUUCUAGUUAAUUCAGGUAAUAGAAAUGGAGGAGAGGGUCUUUGAGUCCCACACUACAGCUAUAACCGUGGGGAGCUUGUAAUGUUAUUGCUUCAUUCAGGAUAGCUUCUGCUCUGUCCUUUUUUUUUUUUUUUUUUUUUUUUUUUUACACCGUCUAUGCUUUAAACAACAACAAAAGAAAACUGCCUGUUGCACCAGGGUGCAAACAUGCUUUAUUUCAUUGUAAAAAUAAGUGCUUCAAUAAAGAUGGUCAUUGGGAUUUGUAAUAGUGAGCAUCAAGAGCAUGUUUGAUGAACUGCAGCUUAAGAAUAAACUUUUUUUAAUCUUAUUUUAUACAGCAUGUGAGGUUGGUUACACUUCCUAACAGUAACAUGAAUGUUUCAGGAUAAAACCUUAGUAAGAAUUUUGCAGUCCUUAAUCUGUCAGGCCCUGGUGUGCCAUCAUAUCAUUACAUCACUUAUGUGGUAUGUAAAAGAAAUUGUGAAAAAAGGAUCAACUGCAUGUAGUCAAAAGUUUGACAUCUUUCACUAAAAAAAGGACACAGUAAGUGAGAAAGCUCGUCCGGUAUGACAAGGCAGUCAUGUUAGCAGGGUGUGGAUUUGAGUGUGUGAUGACAUGACUGUUGGUAAAGGAUAAAUACCUCUUUGCCACUUUUGCACCAUCACUGUAAAAGGAUGUAAAAUCUGAUAUAUAUAUUGAUGCCAUUUCAUAAUCUAAAGGUUUUAGAUGUUUGAGAAAUUUGGUUUUAUUUUUGUUCAUGACUUGUCACUCUUUUACUUUACUAAUCUACUUGAAUUGGAAUAAAGAGUAAACAAGAAUUCAUAAGGAGAAAUGUAAUCUAAACCAGAAUUAUUAAAACCAAACAGCUGUCUAAGGUUUUUAAUCCAAGGCUUUUUAUAUAUCAGUGCUGCAGUCACAGUCGGCAAAUAACCUCCACUUCAGUGAAAGUGAGUAUACAAGAUGGCAGCAUACAUAAAUUGCUCAUCAGAUUUGUCUUAUAUAUGUUAUUUAUUAAGGCUUUUCGGUGUAGUACUGUGUUUUAGACCAUAUUUAAAGUAAACCAAAAACUACUCACUGAAAUUCUCUAGAGAGCGAAGUGUGUAGCUGUGUGGAGUGACGUGUUUGUCUGGCGAUGGAUAGCUCCCAAAAGAAACACUUGGGAACAUAAAUGCCCAAACUGCAGGUGAGGACUGCCUAUUUCUACAACCACCCACAACCAAACAGUUUAAGUUCUACAGCGCUCUGUCACCACAAAGAAGGGAGAGCUUAUUUCUGUUCGCCUCAGACUGGAAGACAAAAGUUUGACUUCUACAGGAAACACAUUUCAAUCUAAAUCUUUGACUUGGAUGUUUUGACAAUGAACUUAUUCAACUCUGCUCUGGGGAAGAACAUCACUUUUGUGCAUCCUGCAUAUUUUAUAAUCGGUGGUUUAUCUGGUGUCCCUCACAUCAAAUAUUACUACGUCUUUCUCUUUUUUGUCUACAUUGUGUCAGUGAUAGGUAACACAGUCGUGAUGGCUGUAAUAUAUCUGGAUCACAAUCUAAGAGCACCAAAAUUUGUCGCUGUUUUCAAUCUAGCAUUAGUGGAUCUAUUUGGCAACUCUGCUCUGGUGCCAAAACUUCUGGACAUUUUUCUGUUUAAUCAUCCUCGCAUCCCCUUCAAUGACUGUUUGGCUUUCCUUUUUUUCUGCUACACCUGCCUCUGUAUGCAGUCUUUUAAUCUGGUUGCUCUCUCCUAUGACAGACUGGUGGCUAUCAUCUUCCCUCUGCACUAUCCAGUGAAGAUUACCCACAGGUUUAUGUUGUCUUUGAUGGCUUCUUUCUGGGCAUUUGCUGUGAUUGCUGUUAUCAUUGCAGUUGGUCUAAUUACAAGGCUUUCAUUUUGUAAGUCUGUGGUAAUUAACAGCUAUUUCUGUGAUCAUGGCCAGAUAUAUCGGCUUUCAUGUAAUGACCAUUACCCAAAUUAUGUCCUCAGUUGUUUGUACCCUGUUCUAAUUUUUUGGCUCCCGCUUGCUUUCAUCUUGCUCAGUUACCUUUAUAUUGGAUGUACUCUGGCAAAGGUAGCCUCAGUUCAAGAAGGACUAAAGGCCUUUAAAACAUGCAUAGGUCACCUGUCUUUGGUGGCAAUCUAUUUCAUCCCCCUGUUAAUCACUUUUACCCUGAUGGAAAAUAUACAUCCCAAUGCGAGGAUCAUAAACCUGUCCCUCACGUCUGUCUUUCCUCCGAUGUUGAAUCCAAUCAUUUAUGUUCUGCAGACACAAGAAAUCAAGGAAUCAGUGAAACGGUUAAUGAAAAUCAGGAAGAAAUCCAAAAUGGCCAAGAAGAAAAUAGCCACAAUCUGAAAGCUUCAUGGACAACUGUCCCGUGCAAUCUUUACCUAUCUCAAAUUGCAUAUAAUGUGCAUGAGGAAACAUAAAAAAAUAUGAAUCAGUUAAAGAAUCACAUUUUAACAUUAAACAAUGAACCAAGUGGCUAGAGUAGAAGGUAUAAGUUAUGAUAAUUGUGUAAAUGACUAAAGACAGAAGGCUUAUUGAUAAUCUUUCAAUUUUAUUGUGAUUCAUUUGAAAAUGUGCAUUUCUUCUUAAGACUUUCUGUUCAUGUGCUUCUUUUUUUGUUGUUUCAUGUUGAUGACUCAUCAAAUAUGUCAUGAUUAGACAGUGUGUGUCUCUAUAGAAAAAGCUUAUUGUUAUAUGUGUACAGUCCAAGAUUAGACAGGACUAUUGUAAUUUUAUGUAAACAUGAUGAUACAUCUGAAGUUUUCCCAUUUAGUAAACAUAUUGUUGACCCGUUUCAAAUGUCAUUCUUUAAUAUCACUGUGAUUUUAUUAUGCUGAAGAUAUAGUUAAGUUCAAGGCCUUUAAACUAAGAAGAGGACGUUUGAGCUUGUGGCAAAUCAUUUUGUACAUGACUAUACAUACAUACAUCCUUCCUACUGGGGUGGUAUGAAGUAUGUGAGCCCACAGACCAAUAAAUAGCUUUCAUUGUUGGAUCACUGCUUUGUCUUAUGUUCUGUUUUGGUAGGUCUUGCCCCCAAGAGCUUCAACAACUCUUUUGAAGUAUCUUGAUACAAUUUUUUAAAUCCAAUUUCCUUUUGAGCAGUCCAUUGAAAAAAGUCUCAAAUAUUAUGUCUAAUCUGGCAAAUACCUGCCACAUAAAACCUUCUCUCAGUGACAGUAAUGAAACAUUUUCUCACAUAACAUAUUGUUUCAAAGUCUGAUCAUACACAACAGCCAGCAUGUUGAACCUGUCAAGCCUCUCUCCAAGAGGACAGUAAAUAUGUUGUGCAGGAAACCCAAAUUGUGUUUUUUCAAAUAAAGUAAGCAAGUUUUCAAACUUUGCUGAUACUUCUGUUUUUAAAGUUUCAAACGGGCUUGACUCCAGCUUUGUCAACUUUGUUACAGAGGGGAAUUAAAAGAGUUGUUAUGAUGAUCAUAACACAAGAGAGGGUUGUUUCUUUUAUUAGCCUCUCAUUACUAGACAUUUAAAGUUUAUCACAGCUCUGCCGUCAGAGAGAGAAAGAGAGAGGAGCAGACAGGAGCUUGACUCUGCCUGUACAUAAGACAGAGCACAGAUUAUUACCAGAGCUGGUGUUGUAGUGGGAGAUACACAAAGAGCGACUUGAUGGAGUUUUUCAACUCUGCUCUGGGGAAGAACAUCACCUUUGUGCGUCCUGAAUAUUUCAUGAUACGUGGGUUUGUCGGCAUACCUGAUAUCAAGUAUUACUAUGUCUUUCUCUUUUUUAUUUACAUCACUUCAGUGCUGGGAAACACAGCUGUAAUGACUGUCAUCAUUUAUGAUCACAAUCUGAGAACUCCAAAGUAUGUAGCAGUUUUCAAUCUAGCCUUUGUGGACCUCUUUGGGAGCACUGCGCUGGUACCGAAACUUCUGGACAUCGCUUUGUUUAACAAUUCUUACAUCCCCUACAACGACUGUUUGGCCUUCCUUUUUUUCUGCUUCGUCACCCUGACGAUGCAGUGUCUUAAUCUGGUUGCUCUCUGCCUCGACAGACUUGUGGCUAUCCCCUACCUCUUCGCUAUCACGUUUUAGUGACCCAUAAGUCCAUGCUGUGUUUGGUGGCUUUUUUCUGGCUUUUGGCUAUCACUGUGGUACUUAUAGCGGUCGGCCUUCUAACAAGACUUUCAUUUUGUAAAUCUGUUGUGAUUAGAAGCUUUUUCUGUGACCACGGCCCACUUUACAGACUCGGCUGCAAUGAUGUUACCCCAAAUCAAAUACUUGCUGGUAUAUUAUCAAAUUCAUUUCUUUGGGUUCCACUAGUAUUUAUCCUUGCAUCUUACUGUGCUAUUGCUUAUGCUCUACUAAAGAUUACCACAACCAAAGAAAGAGUGAAGGCCUUUAAAACCUGCACAAGUCAUAUUUCAUUGGUGGCCAUGCAUUACCUCCCAAUCAUAUUUGUGUACCGCUUUGGAAGAACAAUUCAUCCCAAUAACAGAAUCAUAGUCAUGUCUCUGGUAACGAUCUGUACCCCGAUGUUGAACCCAUUUGUUUAUGUUCUGCAGACACAUGAAAUCAAAAAUUCUAUGAAAAAGUUGUUGCAAAUCAGAGGUCAGUCCAAAAUUUCAGCACAUUAACAGUGUAUAAUGGUUUAUUUUUUAAUACAUAUAUAUAUUUUUUUUAUUGAGGUAAGGUCACAUCUUUGAUGCUGUAAUUAUGGACAAUUAUAGCGGUUCUGUAUACACAAUCUGAUAUUACUGCAGAAUUAUGAUCAGUGCUUAUUUGUUGUUGAUUUUCUUGUUUAUAAUCUGAUUUAAACAACCUGUGCAUCUACAUCUGCAAAGACAAACUGCUUUAACUGGAACCUGCCUGUCACAUUAUAAAAGAAAGCAAAUUAAAACGGGUUAACAAACUGUAUGUAUACCUUUAAAGACAACACAGAUAUUUGCAUUUUGAAAUUGUGCGUAAAAUUGAAAAGUUUGUUCUGUUAACCAAUUAUUUGGUGUGUGUGCACAUAAAUUGAUUAGAAAAAGGGUCAUUCCUCUCAAAUGGGCCAAAUAAUGGCUGUUUAACUCAAAUUAUUUUCAAUUGAUUAGGAUCACAACUGUUGAAAAACAAAAUACUGUAAAGAAGAAAAACAUGCACUCUCAAAAACAGUCAAACUAUUGGCACAUAACAGUGAAUAAACUGUAAAUUGUACUUACUCUUGUACUCUUACAUGGUAUUUACUUGACAUCUCAGUAUUCAUGUUAUAUUUAUUCUCACAUCUUUACUUAACAGUAAGAUAAAUUCUGUAUAUUUUUCAUAUGCUUUAACUGGGUUUCUUUUCAUUCUGAUGAAAUUGCUGUGCUAUUUUGUAAAAGAUUUUUAGCUCUCAUAAAGCUAGAUUUUUUUCAUAUUACAUUUUGCGAGCUACUCUAGAUCUCUUAUCAAAACCGUCUACAUUUGACUGUUUAUUUUAGAAGAUUUUGGUGAAUACCAAAAUAUGACAUGAGGGAAAUCCAUGACUGUGUAUUCUUUUUAUUUUUGUGUGAGACUUGUGCUUUUGCAAAAGCAAAAAUCUGAACAAUUAUAUAUACAAACAAAUUAACAAUAUGCCCUAAUUGUAUGAGAGUUACAAUUUUAAUUUUUCAAUUUCAACACCAAUCUGGACAUAGUUGAAUGAACCAAUCUUGGUUAACAUAAAUUGGUCCAGAUUCUGACCCCUCUUUUUCUCUACUGUACUUGUUACCUUUUAGCUCUACCUGUUAGUUUUGUAGCCCUGCUGUUUUAUGACCAAACUGUAUCAGUGUUUUGCUUGGUAUGUGAAAGGUAGAUUUUGCGGUCACAAAACAAAUACUUUCUGCAUAAAACUGAAUGACUCCUCCUUCAGGCACUUAAAUUUUUUGCUUUCAGGUUUGCUCGAAUGUUAUACUUAAAACCAUGAGGAUUCAGAACAUCUCUCAUGGUCAGCUGCUUCCUAUUUUUAAUCUGAAGGAAAAAUUACAACGUCAUGUCAGUGCUCAUUGAAUGAUGUUUAUUCUUUCUCAUAGCUUAUCUAAAAUUAAAAAGUCACUGACUCUCAUCCCUCUCACCCACUGCACCAGACUGUGGGGGCUUUAAGCAGCUCCUUUAGCAGCAGACUUAGACUCCCACCUUGCAAGACGGAGCGCUACCGCAGGUCAUUCCUCCCUUCUGCAAUAAGACUUUACAACGAACUGUAAUAAAACUGGACUCACACCACCACUUUUUUUCUGGCAUUUUUAAUUGUUUAUAUUGUAUAUAGUUUUAUUUUUCUUCUCCCUUUUUCCUUUUUCUAAAUUUUUUCUUAAUUAUUACAUUUAUUUAAGUUCUUAAUAUUAGGAUCUUAAUUUUUAUAACUGCAUUUUUGCACUCUUUGUGAUGCUGCUGUGACAAAAAAAAAUUCCCCCAUGGGGGGUCAAUAAAGGAAUAUUCUAUUCUAUUUUAUUCGUCCAGCUGAAUGAGGAAGCUUUCUGUGCAUGAAGCCUGAUGCGAUCAAUGUUGCGGUCACAUGAUAUUUACUGAUUUAAUACAGGAUUAUGGUAGAAUUGGGAUCUAAAGGCUUCUAAGAGUGUGUGUCAGUUUGAUUUAUACUGAGAAGAGCUAGUGUUUCUAUGUAAAGCAGGAAUAUCCUCAGUAACAAGUGUUAAAGAAGUCUCAUUGAGAAAGAGAAAGCUGUUCACCAAGCAGUCUGGUUUUGAUUAAAGUUUCUUAUCGUUAAGAUGAAGCCCAUUCCUCACCACUGUUGCCAAGAUUCUGCCCUUGGUGGACUAAUGUUUUAUUGUUUUAAAUAAUAAAAAGAACCAAAUGGUCUAGAGAAGACCAAAUCUUUGUGUGAGAUAACCAGUGUUGUAAUUCGGUGGUAUGAAUUAAAACUGAUUCACUGGCUGAGUAGUCCUGUGUGAGAGUAGUUUCUGUUGGGAGUGGGUUUUGUUAUGUUACUUCUGCUGCUUAUUUGAAUAUAUUCAGAUCAUGAGAUAUAUUUCUACGUAGAAAAUAAAGGAAAAUGUUUUAUUUAAACCUCAUAAUCAGUAUUAAUGUGUAUUUUGAUGAAUCUUUUUAUUUUAAUUCCUCACCCUCUCCCAAAAAAGAUCCAUUCAUUGAGUCCAUGCUUGAGGAAAACAAUGACAUAAGCACUGACACAGACAAACAUGAGACAGGUAUGAGAUGUUGAGUGGCAGACAAACCUCCACAUCUGUUGUCUCUCAGGGAAAAAGGAAACCUAUAAUUGUCAGGUCUCUCCCAGUUUGAGCUGCCAGAGCAAACAGCACAUUUGACUCAGAGGUGAGUUUGACUUAUUCAGUUAUUUCACAUUUUCAAAACUUUAAUUAUUGUAUUUUCUUGUUUCUCAUCCAGAAAAAAACAGGUGUCUAUGAUGGGUCCAGAAGAAAAAGCUGCCGUCGUGCUUAAUGACACAUUUGUUCGCCCUGCGAGGUUCUACCUCAGUGGGUUCACCAACUUUCCUCAUGCCAAGUAUUACUAUUUGUUCCUGUGUUUUGUCUACAUCAUGACUGUUCUGGGAAACUGCUUCCUCCUCACAGUCAUUUAUCUGGUGGAGGCCCUGCAUACUCCUAAAUACAUGAUUGUGUUUAACCUGGCAUUCACAGAUCUGUGUGGCAGCACCGCUCUCAUACCAAAACUUUUGGACUCCUUUUUGUUUGACAGGAGGUACAUCCUAUAUGAGGCUUGUUUGAGUUAUAUGUUCUUUGUUUUAUAUUUUGCAAGUGUGCAGUCAUGGACACUUGUCACAAUGUCAUAUGACAGAUUUAUAGCUAUUUGCUCCCCUCUAAGGUACCACAAUAUUGUCACUAAAGAAGCUAUUGGUUUAAUGCUGCUGUUUUCUUGGGUUUCCAUCCUGUGUGUUGUAGCAUACGCUAUAAAGCUCUUCGAUCGUUUGUCAUUCUGUAGAUCUGUGGUGGUGAAGUCCUUUUUCUGUGACCACGGCCCUGUGUAUCUACUGGCUUGUAAUGACUCCUCUUUAAAUAACAUAAUGGCCUAUAUUGCUUUCGUUGCAGUCCUUCUUAUACCUUUUUUAUUGAUAGCUCUGACAUAUGUUUGUAUUGGAGUUGCACUGAAAAGAAUCGCAUCAGGAGAGGAGCGACUUAAAGCGUUCAAAACUUGUGUUUCUCAUUUGCUCCUUGUGGCUAUUUUCUUCGUGCCAAUUCUCGGCACCAACAUCGUAUCUGUGGUCUCCUACAUUCAUCCUAACAUCAGGAUCAUUAACUCUUCUCUGACACACACCAUACCAGCUCUGCUUAACCCCAUAAUUUACUCCUUAAAGACAGAGGAAGUUCUCGCCUCUAUCAAGAAGCUUUUAAAAAGAAGUCAGAAUAAUCAGGUGACCAAAAAGUGGUAA
Molecule: messenger RNA, 62362 nt
Organism: Xyrichtys novacula (pearly razorfish)
Lineage: Eukaryota; Metazoa; Chordata; Actinopteri; Labriformes; Labridae
Source: the annotation of a GenBank genome assembly